Pelobates cultripes (western spadefoot toad) is the source of this 47962-nucleotide messenger RNA. NCBI's taxonomy places the organism in Eukaryota, Metazoa, Chordata, Amphibia, Anura, Pelobatidae. The record is from the annotation of a GenBank genome assembly.
ACAACAGAAAAUCAGUCUUGGCACCUGGAGACACAGGUACCCUACAUACAUACAUACAUGUGCACAACUGAGAGUGGCACCACAAGGUGACAAACUGAAAAAUGCUGCUGCCAGGCCCUUCACCCCUUUGCCAAACUCUACAUUGGCUUUCUGUACCCCUCGGGAUCCAACUCAAACUGCUAACAUUUACUUACAAAGCCUUCAACAACUCCAGCUCUCACUAUAUCUCCUCUUUACGCAACAAAUCUUCUCGGUACCUUUGGUCUGUGAAUGACCUUUUUGUGACGUCUUCUCGUUACUGCCAACUUUCAUCUGCAGGAUUUUUUAAUCCUUGUCUUUGGAGAAGUCACUUGAAAAACACCUCUUUAGGAAAACUUACCAUCUUCCUGGGUCAUGCUCCUCUUGUUAUAAUUGCCCUCCAUAGUACCUUCGCCUCCAUAUACCAGCUCACUCUACCUCCUUCCAUUAUUCGGUUCUUCUACAAACCACUUUGACUAGCUUAGUUUGACUGAGGCAUCUAAUCCAUCAAUCCCUCCUCCCCUCUGACAUGCUUUUACUCCUCUCGUUUGUCUAUACCCUUUCCUCAAAGAUUGCAAGCUUAUUUGAGCAGGGCCUUCUUCACCUCUUUGCUAAUACUUUGUAUGUCAGCUACUUGUUGUGAUCUAUCCGCAUUCUAGUAAUUGCAAAGGGCUGUGGAACAUGUUGGCGCUAUAUACAUAGUAAUAAUAAACAUGCUUAUUUUGGAUACUCGGUUCCCUCCUUCCACCCCCUUGGCCAGUGGAGGUUCAAAAGUGAGUAAAGUUAUCAUGAUCCAAAACACAGAAGGACCUUCUAUGGACUAUUUAAUGUUGUCAUAAUUGCUGAUAAUGAGUAUUAUCUACCAAUGAUUUCCACACGAUUCAUAGCUGGAACAGAGAAUUGUUGGACAUCACAUCAGUUGGAUGUCAUGCCAGUAGCUCCUCACAUAGUUACAUUGUAAUCUAGGUUGAAAAAAAGACUCUUGGCCAUCAAGUUAUUAAGUUGUUGGAGAUAAGAAGGUCUAACUUAAACACACUGCGCUGUAAGAUCUGAUUGAAAAAUACUCUUUUUUCCCCCACAUAAAGGCUAUGUGAGAUACAGCCAGGGGAGGUGUGGCUGGUGCUGUAUAAACAAAUCGAUUUACCUAAUUAACCCCUUAAGGACCAAACUUCUGGAAUAAAAGGGAAUCAUGACAUGUCACACAUGUCAUGUGUCCUUAAGGGGUUAAAGGACAGAGAAUUGAGGAAUGAGACUACGGUGGCAUGAUCUUUACAACUAAACGGCUUCAUUAAGCUAACAUUGUUUUAGUGUUUGGAGUGUCCCUUUAAUACACUUGUGAAAUACUAGGAUCACCAGCAUUUUUCCAGUACUGGAGGAUUGAGCUCCAGGUAGGAAGUUCUGUGGGACUCAUGCCAGUAUGGGAAGGGAGAUUAACUUACAUACAAACUGUCAGUCAUGAUUUUGUCGGAGUCGUUUUGUUUUUUUAUUCGCUCUAGUAAGCGUGGUUCAAGUAUUUACUUGUGCCAUGGAAAAAAAAAGCGAGAACACAUUUUUAUAACUUCUUUCCAAGUAUCUUUAAAUAAUGUUGGUUAUUGUCACCAAGACUACAAUUAGAUAAUUCUCCAGUUUUCUACACAAAAACUACAAAAUGGAAAAAAUAGUGCAUUAUUUAAGAAUAAAUAUUGUCUUCUCUAACACAACAUUAACGUAUGCCAACACUUAUAAGGUCAAAUUAACAUGUCGUAAAAACGAAUGAUAGACUUUAGCUUGUGCUAUUCAAUUACAGCUUGUGAUGGCAGAUAAGAAUCCAUUCCUCGAUCUGGUCUGAGCAGAACGAAAUCCAAGGCUGAUUUUGUUUGUUUAUUUUUUAGGCUUGCCUUGUGCAUGUCCGAAGCGUUCCGCUUUACUUUACUAUAUAAGCUAGACAUCUAUUUUUUUGGGCUUAUAUUUCCCCAGAUACUAUUUUCUUCUCGUACACAUUUGUUCCCAAGAUGGGACAUCGUAUGGCAACAAUUAACUGAUCAACAGAUUAUAAUUUAUAGGCUCACUAGUUGACUAGUUGUUUUUCAGAUAAAUAUAUAUAGUAUCAAAAUUCCUAAAACUCUUAUUUUCAGAAGUUCCGAGCAAGUUAUUUCAUGGGAUCAGUGAUUUCCAUGUAAACAGUCGUCUCGUGAUAUUGUCUGAGAAACCUUCACAAAAUACUUUUCAAAUACCCUGGAGAAAAAAACAGUAAAAUGGACCAUAAUUGCACAAGUUUCCACCAGUACUGUUGCCAUAAACGUUAAGGGAAAAACUUUUUUUAAAAAUUAUUUUAAGAAACUGAUUGCAGUUUCUGUUAUGCUAGAUAUUUUACAGGGAGCGUAGUCCACCUGUACUAAAUAUAUAAUAUAUACCAUAAGAACUCCAGGGGACAUAUUCACUAAACUUGGAAUUUUGGCAAUAUGAAAUUAGAAAGGUGAAACCUAAACUAAAAUAACCAAACUGUGACUAUAAAUCAGCUACAGAUUUUUUUUUCAAGCCUGUCUUUUAUCCCAAAUUUUAAGUUUUUAAUUUCAAUCUGAUACAAUUCAGAGUUUAGUCAAUAAACCCCUAUAUCACAACAGAGCUUUGCAUUUGGUUUAUAAACCAGAAUAAGUUUUUUUUUUCCCUCUUCUUGGUAUAUUUGAAUUUUCAUAUACACUACAAAUUAAGUGUGCAAUAAAUGACAUUUUGUGUACAUACAGAAGGUAAAUAUUCCGUCAGUUACUUUUGAUUAAUGUAAUCCUGCUUGAACCUAGUUAAAUCUUCCUUUACCAUCCGUGUUUAAUGACAUAAAGAAAAAUGCCUCAUUAUUUAAAAAAAAAAAAAAAAAAAAAUAGAACAUUAUUCAAGGUUGUUUUAGAUUGGAUAUUGCUAUAAGCAAAUUUUUCAUAGUAUUUCAAAAAUGUACAAACACAUUUCAUUCAGUAUGCAAGAGAAGAAGGCAUAUACUGUUUCCAAGAAGGACUUGUUAGAUACAUUUAAUGUGUAUUAGUGGCUCACCUGUUGGUAUAUACUUUCUGAUCUUGUCCAUCCUAUAAGGGUCAGGUGUACGAGGAUAACCAUAAGAAAAAGUACGCAGCAACGACUUGACAACAUCCCAAUUCUUGGCAUGAUAAAACUGUUCUGAAAAUAUCUAAGGAGCAUCUUAACGAAGGCUCUGGAGUUUAAACUCUCUUCGUUCGGAUGGACUUUCCUUUGCACUUUUAAACCUUGCGGAUUUUUUCUUUUGGGUGUUAAGGGCUAUAAAAGAUGCAUUCAUUCCUUUACAAGUCAUGAUUGUCCAGAUGAGUUAGACUCGGGACGUUUAAUUGGAGGCAGGCCAGAUUUCUUCCAAACCUCCCCCCGUCUCUAAAUGAAACCAAAAUAUUUUGAAGCACUGCCCAGUUUCUGAAGUAUGUCAAUAGCUCUUCAAAUUAAGUCAAAUGUAGUGGAAAUCAUCAAAGAAACAGGCAGCUUUUUCGCGUAUUUACCGUUAGGUCUAAUGUGGCAUUAGCCUGCGUGCCAUUAAUCGACUCCUGGCUACCAACCUCUUAAAGAAAUUACCCUGCCCAAUAGAUCAGUGUUACAAAAUGCAUGGAGGCUAACAUUUUCUUUUUAUUAAUACUGAAGGAUCAGUUGAAUCCAUAUAUUUUUUUAUUUUUUUUAUUUUUUAACAGUCUACACUGAGUGAUUCAGUUUUGUAGUAACAUAGUUAUUUAGAUUGAAAAAUGAUUUAACUGCAGAAAUAGCUGAUUUGCACACAAUUUUCAGACUGAGUGUAAGUGAUUAAUUGUUUGAAGAAGUACAGUGUACUGAUUAAAGGACCACUCUAGGCACCCAGACCACUUCAGCUUAAUGAAGUGGUCUGGGUGCCAGGUCCCUCUAGGAUUAACCCCUUUUUUUUAUAAACAUAGCAGUUUCAGAGAAACUGCUAUGUUUAUAAAUGGGUUAAUCCAGACUCCAAAUCCUCUAGUGGCUGUCUCAUUGACACCCGCUAGAGGCGCUUGCGUGCUUCUCACUGUGAAAAUCACAGUGAGAACACGCAAGCGUCCAUAGGAAAGCAUUAUAAAUGCUUUCCUAUGAGACCGGCUGAAUGCGCGCGCAGCUCUUGCCGCGCAUGCGCGUUCAGCCGAAGAAGAGGAUCAGAGACGGAGAGGAGGAGGAGAGCUCCCCGUCCGGCGCUGGAAUAAAGGUAAUUUUUAACCCCUUUCCUUGCCACCCGGCCCGGCGGGAGGGGGUCCCUGAGGGUGGGGGCACCCUCAGGGCACUAUAGUGCCAGGAAAACGAGUAUGUUUUCCUGGCACUAUAGUGGUCCUUUAAGGAAAACACGUUCCUUUCUUAUUGCUACUUUGAAGUUACAUUUAUUUUCUGACGUUUAUAUAAUUUUAUGCAAUAUUUGGACAUCGUCUGCUUCUCCUAGACCUCUUUGUAUGAUUGCUUAAUGCAAGAAUUGUAAAAGCAUUUCUGCCACUAGUGAGAUUUUUUUUGUAGAUCUAAAUAACAGACUUAAAUUUAGCUAUUGGUUUUGCUAUUUAUUUUUAAUUUUUUUUUUAGAAAACUUGCACUAUUUUCCAGGCACAGAAUUAAUAUUAGAUUAACCCCUGGGGCGUCAUGUACACGGUGCAUGCAAACAUGUGGGACUACUAAGGGAAUAUCUGAGUAUGUGUUCAUACUGUCAUUAUGCGUGCCAGAAGUAUCACUUCCCUACGAGGAUGUGAAGGUGAAGUGUGUUUUUACUUAACUCCACUUCUUUUACACCCUGGUAAAUGCUGCAAUAGCAUUACAUAGUGUGGCUGACAAGUAACUGAGAAUUUUGCGUUAAAAGGGAUACACCAGAAACUAUAACAACUGAGUUGGAAUGAUGUUGUUGUGAUGCAAGGAGGACCUUGGAUACUGCUCACCUUAAAGGGUUAAAUUAGUAUCGGACAGUUUAACCCCCAAAGUGCUGGAUACAGUGUUAAUCAUUCUUCCCAACAAAAAUCCACCAGAUUCCAAGGCUUGAAAAAGGAAACCCCGGAGAGAGGCGCCACUGCUAAGCUGAGAGGGCCAGUAGCUCGCCUUUCAUAUAAUAUAUUGAGAAAUGUAUGUAUUUUUCUCAAGCCAUUUUGUGAAUGUGGAGCUGCUGAUGUUUGUGAGCAGAACCGUUUCAAUGCUUUAUGGUUACAAUGUUCAUCAAUGGUUUAACCACUUGGGAACCUCCUUGCACCAUAACAAGUUCACUCAACUUAAGUUGUUCUAAUGCACAAAUUUGAUCAAAUGGUAUACAUGAUCAGCCUCAACAUUAAAACCACUGACAGGUGAAGUGAAUAGCAUUGAUUAUAUUGUUACAAUGGCAGUGUCAAAGGCUGGGAUUUAUUAGGCAGCAAGUGAACAGUCAACUCUUGAAUUUCAUGUGUUGGAAUCGGUAAAAAUGGGUAAGCAAAAGAUCUGAGUAACUUUGACAAAGGCCAUAUAGUGAUGGCUAGAUGACUGGGUCAGAGAAUCACCAAAAUGACAAGUUUUGUGGGAUGUUGUACUAACUAUGGCAUGCAGUGGUUAGUACCUACCAAAAGUGGUGCAAGAAAGAACAACCAGCGAUUCGACAUCGGGUUAUGGGCACCCAAAUCUCACUAAUAAAUAUUGGGCAAAGGCUAGCCCAUCUUGUGUAAUCACACAGAAGAGCAACUGUAGCUCAAAUUGCUGAAAAACGUGAAGCUGGCCAUGAUAGAAUGGGGUCAUAACACACAGUGCAUCGCAGUUUGUUGCUUAUGGGAGCCGCAGAUUAUCCCUGUUGACCCUUGUUCACCGAAAGUGCCUUAAAUAGGGAUGUGAGUAUCGAAACUGGACCAUGGAAUAAUGGAAGAUGAUUGCCUGAUCUGAUGUAGUACGUUGUCUUUUAGACCAGGUGGACGGCCGGUUGCAUGUGCGUAAAUUACCUCGGGAAGAGAUGGCAGCAGGAUGCACUAUGUAAAGAAGGCAGGCCAGUGGAGAUAAUGUUAUGCUCUGGGCAAUGUUUUUCUAGGAAACCUUUGGAUCUGGCAUUCAUGUGUAUGUUACUUUGACAUGUACCACCUACCAAGAGAUUGUUAUAGAUCACAUAAACCCCUUUAUGACAAUGGUGUUUACUGAUGGCAGUGGCCUCUUUUAGCAGGAUAAUGCACCCUGCCACACUGCAAAAAUUGUUUAGGAUUGGUUUUAUGAACAUGACAAAGUUCAAGGUGUUGCCUUGGCUUCCACUUUCUGGAGUAUCCAAAACCCGGCCAUUAAACUUGCGCAAGAAACGCUGGCAAAUUCCCAAGUCCUCCUUCAUGGGUUCUGACACCCUGAUGAAAUUAUGUGGUGACCAUACACGACAGGUGGCUUUUGCCAAGAAUCUAUUGAACACGACUGUAACAUGUGUAAGGUCACUUUCUUUGACCCCCGAACCUCCGUGACGAAUCCCCUUACUGCAACCAAUUUGUCCUGAGGUAAAUGGCAUUCGCCUGCCACAGUGUCGAUCUCAAGCCCCAAGAAACUCAAACACGUUGAUGGCCUUACCUGUCACCCGCCAAUUGCACCCAGCAAACAUUCGCCACCCAUUCCAGCGUUCUUAAACCGAUCCUGCAGGCAUUAGAAUUGGAGGGACCGACGCAUAAGAAGUCGUCCAAGUGAUGGACCACCAACUUAGUGCCCAUACCAACUCAAAGUACACACAUGAGAUGGAACAACCCAUGGGCAGACAGAGAUCAACAUAGUAUUAGUUUUUGAAGAAGCAACCUAAUAAAUGGUGACACAUGGGAUGAAUGGGCAACAGGCAAAAUGCCGAUUCCACAUGAGCUUUUGCCAACAGCGCACCUGGCCCGCCUUCCUAACCAACUCAUCUGCUUGGUCAAAUGAUGUAUAGGAAACUGAGCAGAGUGACGCUUCGAUAUUAUCAUUUACUGAUGACCCUUUAGGAUAAGAGAGGUGGUGAAUCAAAUGGAACUUGCCUGCAUCCUUCUUGAGCACAGCACCUAAGGGUGAAACUCGUAAAUCCUGGAUCGGCGGUUCCACAAAAGGCCCCGCCAUCUGUUCCAAUUGUAGUUCUUGAAGCAAUUUGUCACGCACGACUUCAGGAAAGUCAUCCACCGAACGUAGAUUAUGUAAACGACGAACCUCCACCUGAUUUUGAAGCAGAAUCACAAACCCCCCAGUGAAACAGUCCCGAAGAAGUACUGCAUCCUCACGGUUACCGUAUUUGUUUAGCCAUGGGAGCACCAGCAAGAACCCCAUUGGCAGAGGAUGAUGCCGUGCCCACUGCAAUGACUCCGGCUGGCGCAUUUUUUCCCCUGCUUGAAGCAACGAUUGAAAUCGUGUCCACAGCCGUAAACCUGAACAUUCAUGCUUAAAGCGGCAUCAUUGAAGAGCCAGCAAUAUUCCCUCCUAUGCAUACCCAAUGAGGUGGAAGAGGAACCGACGCCAACUCCAGAUUGAAAGGGGGCUGCUUUUUGAGCCAUCAUCAAUUUCAUCCAGAGCGUCAGGUAUAUUUGAUCCCAACGCAUACCUGGAUUGACCGACGGAUGCUGGCAGAACUGCUAGUCAUAUCUCAAGCAUCUCCCAACAUGCUAGCCAGGAUACAGAAAGCCCUAAGCCAAUUUCCGAAAGUUUUAGAAAUCUUUCUAUACUUACGUCUCUUCUCUUCCUCCUCCUUCUUGGAGUACUUCUCCUCCUCCCCUUUAAGUCUAAAUAUUCCUCUAGGGCAAUGAUGACGAACCUAUGGCACGCGUGCCACAGGUGGCACUCCGGGCCCUCUCUGUGGGCAUGCGGCCAUAGGUUCGCCAUCAAUGCAGAGUAGGCACCUGCCUGCCCAUAAUGGCAGGUGCCUACUCUGCUUCUGUGUCGGGAGGCAGGGGGAGGGAUCUGUGAAGCAGCUCCCCUGUCCUCCCGCGAGCAAGCUGUGUGGAGCGUUGCCGCGCUUUACCAUGGCAACUCUCCACACAGCAUCGCGCAGGAGGACAGGGGAGCUGCUUCACAGAUCCCUCCCCCUGCCUCCCGACCCGGAAGCAGUACUUACCACCACCGGACCACCAGGGAUUUCUGUGUCCCCCCCCCUCCUUCAUUAAAGGUAAGAAGGAGGGAGGGGAAUACUGAUUUAGUACACUUUUUUUUUUUAAACACGUUUACCCCCCACACCCCAUCCCCACACACACAGCACCCCUACCCCCCCACAGCACCCCUACGCCCCCACACACAGUACCCCUAACCCCCAGCAGUACCCCCCCACAGUACCCCUACCCCCCCAGCAUCCCUCCCCAGCACCCCUCCCUACACCCAGCAUCUCUCCCCUCACCCACACCCAGCAUCCCUCCCUCCCCUAUACCCCUAUCCCCCACACAUCAUCUCUACCCCCCACACAGGACCCCUACCCCCACACAGGACCCCUACCCCCCCACACAGCACCCCGACCCCCACACACAGCACCCCUACCCCCCAUACACAGCACCCCUAAACCCCACAGCACAGCACCCUUACCCCUGCCCAGCACCUAUACCCCCUACCCCCACAUAGCACAGCACCCCUCUCACACACACAGCACCCCUCAUACACACACAUACACACACACAUACAGCACUCCUCAUACACACACAACACCCCUCACACACACACACACAGCACCCCUCACACACACACCACCCUCAUACACACACACAGCACCCCUCACACACACACACACACACAGCACCCCUCAUACACACACACACACCUCACACACAACACCCCCCACACACACACACACAUCCCCACACACACAACACCCCCCACACACACAGCAACCCUCACACACAGCAACCCUCACACACACACACAGCACCCCACGCACACUCACAGCACCCCCCACACACACAGCACCCCACACAAACACAUACACUACACCCCUCAAUGCAGUAUGUGUGUGUAUUCAGCAGUCUCUGUUGUUGUGUUCUUUUAAAACAAAAGUUGUUAAUUAGUUUGGACAACAGUACGAGUUGUUUUUUCUAAACUUAAACCUCAGUAUUGAAGUUUAAUUGCCGUGUUGGCACUUUAAGGAAAAAAGAGUUGGCAUGUAUUGCGGUUUGGGCACUCGGGCUCAAAAAGGUUCGCCAUCACUGCUCUAGGGGGAGGAGGGAGAAAAUCUCCACAAACUCACCUUUCCAUAUCCUAUCCUUGACUUUGGGCUUCAGAUGGCAGCCCAAAGGUCCGGCAAAAGAGACGUGCACGUUUUGGCAAGCAGCCUCAGGAAUAUCCCCUACCAACAACACCCUUUCAGUCGCUGAUUCAGUUAAAACCGACGUUGACAAAGACUCGACCGAAUCGCCACCCACAUUAACUGCUCCAGCCUCGUCUAUUGUACUCACUGGCACCACCGAGGUAGCUUGCAUAACCUUUUCUCCCCCCAGCGACCUUGGAGCCCACACCUAGCCAAACGAUCUUAUGUCCCUUGUACCCUCCCUCCAAGAAAAGAUUGUAAACACUCUCUGACAUCCCCUGUAUGUGGUGCAGGAAGUGACUCACCAACCAAACCCCGUGUUAUGUCCGAUCCUGGAGCUACUCCCUGACUUCCGCUGUGUACAUGUCCUAAAAAGCCAUAUCCAAACAUGAUCGAUCAUCCUGAAGUAUUCGUAGGUCUGCAGCCUCAUGUUCUUCAUUACGGCUGCUUGUCCAGCAUACCCCCUACAGGUUGAUUAUGUUCCGUAUUGCUACAUUUUUUAUUUCUUAACACAUAAAUAUAUAGCUACUGCACAGAACAUAGUCAUAAAAUAUAACACUUAGACUUGGGAAAAGACAAGUAGAAGUAUAAUAUGAUUUGUGCUUUAGGUUUUUUACAGUUAUAUAAGAACUUUCACAUAGAAACAUAGAAACAUAGAAUGUGACAGAACCACUCGGCCCAUCGGGUCUGCCCAAUAUUUUGAAAUACUUUGAAUUAGUCCCUGGCCUUAUCUUAUAGCUAGGAUAGCCUUAUACCUACCCCACACAUGUUUAACCCCUUAAGGACCAAACUUCUGGAAUAAAAGGGAAUCAUGACAUGUCACACAUGUCAUGUGUCCUUAAGGGGUUAAACUCCCUCACUGUGUUAACCUCUACCACUUCAGCUGGAAGGCUAUUCCAUGCAUCCACUACCCUCUCAGUAAAGCAAUAAUUCCUGAUAUUAUUUUUAAACCUUUGUCCCUCUAAUUUAAGACUAUGUCCUCUUGUUGUGGUAGUUUUUCUUCAUUUAAAAAUAGUCUCCUCCUUUACUGUGUUGAUUCCCUUUAUGUAUUUAAAUGUUUCUAUCAUAUCCCCCCUGUCUCGUAUUUCCUCCAAGCUAUACAUGUUAAGAUCCUUUAACCUUUCCUGGUAAGUUUUAUCCUGCAAUCCAUGAAUCAGCUUAGUAGCCCUUCUCAGACCUCUUUCUAGAGUAUCAAUAUCCUUAUGAAGAUACGGUCUCCAGUACUGCGUACAAUAAGAUGGCUUUUCAUUUUGGUUCCAUGAAAACUCUAUGUUUUAAUCUUAGAACUGUCCCAUCUUGGAUUCAUGCUGGACUACCUGAGAUAUUGUCUAUCGUUUUUAUGUUGUUUCCACUCAACAUGUGCAAAAAUCUGUUUCGUCCAUAAACAAAUUGAUUUGUUUGAAUCAAAAUCCUUUUAUUGGCACCCAAACGAUUUAAUCUGCCUGGGAUAUAAAUGGGAGAAUCGAUUGGCUUUGGUGUUGAGUAAAAGUAUUUUGAUUCGAUUUGUUGAUGGACGAAACAAAUUUUUGCACAUGUCUACUUUCUAGUAGACAGAAAGAGAAAGUCUUAUUAUUUUAAAGGGAUACUCCAAGCAACAACGAAACCACAAUAGCUCUGUGUAGUGAAUAUAUAGUGGUUAUAUGUUGUCCCCAGUUCAAGGAAACCAUUAAGGAUUACAGAUCUCUCCAUGGCACCAGGACACUGCUCUCUCUCUCUCUCUAACCUCAUUGCUAAAACAGAAUGUUCACCACCCAGUGACACCUAGUGAGAUAUAUAUUUCAGUACCUAUAUAAAGAUACAAAAUGUUUUUGAAGAAGAAACUAAACACUCUUUAUAAGUGAAAAGAUUCUAAAGAAUUAUUUGAUUAUAUAACAAUAAAAGAAAACACCCAUGGCAGAAGCUAGCUGUUAUAAGACAGCAUUGGAUGUGGGUUUGGUAGAUCUAUAAGUAGAAAGGUACUAUUUUGUCAAACUUGUCCACAUAGCAAUUAUGAAAAUAUUGGAUAGUUAACCGCAAAAAAAAGGAUAAAAGUGACAAGUAAAGGAGUCAAAACAACCCGUUUGGCUCGAAGUUCUAACUUCACAAUUGGUUGGUGUAGUGGAUAAUUAAAGGGACACUGUAGGCAAUAUAACCAUUACUUUUUCCUUGAAGUGGUUAUAGUGCUUGGAAUCCUCUGUCACUGUCCCACCAUUCAAUGUUAAAAUGUUUUCAAACAGUUUAACACUAAAUAAAGGUCCUUGGCCAUCCACAUACUUGGCCCAACUGGAGGCGAGACUAAGGCAGAGAUUAAACACCUUCUUUUAGCCAUACCAAUUCAAACGGUCAGCUGACACACUCAGCCACUCAUAGCCGCCUAUUGCUGUUUAGACUUAUGUUUUGUUAUUAGGGGGAAUGGGCCUGCUGAGGAUCCUAUUUAGCAUUAAAACAGUAUGUAGCGGAUGGUAUUAAGGCUGUCCUGAAAGACUGUGUUAAAACUGCAAUUUGUGUGUUUAUUCUUCUGUAUAGUUAAAACUGUAUAUAGUAUUCGUAUGAUUGUUCGGUAGUUUCCAUCCGUAUUCCAUACGAAUGAAAACUACCGAACCAAUAGACCACCCCAGAGAGAAGUGUGCAGCUUAUUAGGCUUCACACUUCUCUAACCGCAGGUUAAUUGGUACUUUGUGCAUGUAUCUGGGUGGCCGCCGUUCGGCAUACGAACACGUGGCGGCGGCCCUCUUACGCACGAAAACCUCAGCGGUGUUUGGCCGUCGAGUGUCUGGAACUCAAAUCGGGCCCCGGAGUGUGAGCAGGCAUUCCAACAUCUGAAAAGUGCACUUAUCAAUGCCCCUGUCUUGGAGGCUCCCAAUCCAACUAAAUGUUUUCUUGUUCACACAGACGUUUCUAUGUUUGGAUUGGGGCAGUACUGAGCCAAGUUGGGGCCGAUGGCGGAGAACAUCCCGUAGCUUACAUCAGUCGCAAGUUACUACCCAGAGAAGUGAGCUACGCCGCCAUCGUGGUGUGGGCCCUGAAGAAAUUACAACCGUAUUUGUAUGGACAGCCCUUUUCAUUGCUCACGGAUCACAACCCGUUAGUAUAGCUGAACCGGGUGGCUGGGGACAAUGCCAGGCUGCUGCGUUGGAGUUUGGCACUGCAGCCCUUUGACUUUAACAUUCAGUAACGCCCGGGGAAACAGAAUGGGAACGCUGACGGGUUGUCGAGACAAACAGACCUGGAGAAAUGAUCCGUGAGCAUCCCCGGACAUCCCCAAGCCGAUACGUGUUGGAUCAGACUGUGUAUGCCGGCUUGUGGGCAAGGGGGAGCAGUGUAGCGGAUGGUAUUAAGGCUGUCCUAAAAGACUGUGUUAAAACUGCAAUUCGUGUGUUUAUUCUUCUGUGUAGUUAAAACUGUAUGUAGUAUUCGUAGAAAAUGUUUUUUUGGUACUUAAUGGAAGGACAGUGCCUGGGAACUCCGGACACUAAAACCACUUCAAUGAGAUGAAGCUGUUAUGAUGCCUACAGUGUCCCUUUAACUCUGUCGAUCAUCGAAUAGCAAGACUUGACAAAUUCUCAACAAUUCGAUGAUGAAUAAGCCAGCUAUAGUCAGAACUUUGACUUUUUGGGGGGCUAUCAAAUGUAGAUAGUAAACAUUGCGUAAAAUUAGGUAAUUCGGAGACCUCUACUGACUCUGCUACCUAUAAUCACAAUCCCACAAUUUGACAGUGUUGUAACUCCUAUGGCGCAUUACGGCCAGGUAGCAGUGGGAAGUAUUUUUGAUUUGAAAGUUUGAAAAGGCGUCAACUUUAGUAUGAAGGUCCUUUCACAAACAGCUGUAUAUAAAGUGUGUUGGGUUAACCCUGUGCUACCAGCCUACUACUAAAACUUAUACUGAUUUAGUAUUGUCUAUGAAGAAGAGUAAACUCCACAAUAAAAAUUAGGGUAUGGAGUUGUCAGGUAAUGGGUGGUAGCUUAGGGUGAGGCUCACAUUUUGCCACACUGCUCCUACUGUAUGCAAUAUAAUAUGGUGCUGCACUCAUACUCAAUUUGAACCAUAAUCACUGCACUGAGCUGUAGUGGUUAGAGUCCUUAGGGGGCCCAUUUAAUCUUUGCAAUGGAUAUGUGGCCUGGUAAAUCUCUUGUAUUGAAAUCUCACUUGCGGUACAUUUGAUAGAAGCUGCUAUAUGAAAUCCCAUUGGUGGCAUCCUGCCCUUAGACAGUGCGGCAGAGGGGAAGUAGCCACACAGGGUUUUGUGAGGACAGUUUUUAGUCCAUGGUACGGCACAGUCAAUAUAUUCCUCAAGCUACCAGCCCCAUCAUUCUCAAAUCUCUGCUCAGACUAUGAACGUCUCCCUUCAUAAGGUAUGAAAAUGGAUUUGGGAUCCAAAAUAAACCCAAUAGUGGAUUAUAUAACAAUUGUAACCAUGAUAAAUAAUGUAAAUAAGAAUAAGAAUAUAAUGGACAGUGUGGAAUGGUUCAAAUAAUUGGGGCGUGUGUAUAUGUUCAAAUCGAUAAUGACCUUGGAGGUAUGGUAAAGAACAGGUGUGAUGAAAGCCAAAGAAAGACGGGAUCAAAAAAAACAUAUAGUAAAUAAUUAAUUGGACACAAAGUGGGAAUUAACUUAAAGUAUUCAUUAAAAAACAAACUCCUAUGAAAUGUUGGCCUUCAUUAUGGCAGUGCUAUUAUGUCCCCACAUUGUCUGUAUUACAGUAUUAGGCAGAGGUUCCUUCAUCAGAAUGGAUGAAUGGACCUCUUGCACAAGCUCAUGGUAGCCCCAACACAAUGUUUUCUCAACAGAGCUGUAGAUGCAAACAUGGAGCCACAGGUCUCAAACAGUCAGUUUGAGAAGGUGAGAACGUGUAUAGUGUACAUCUACUUGUACUCACAGGGGGAGCAGAAGCUUGUGGCUAUGACAUAUGUGUGGAGGGAUGGGCUUACAGAUACAAACAGGUGACCUCUUUGCACAUUAACCUAUGCAAGGAGUGUGGAAUAUCUAUGGUUUUGUUUCCUCCCAAAUACAUGCUUAUUCUGAUGCUGUGCAAUGUUGCAUUAGUGUAUAUGUGCACAUUAUAGAGAUGUAAUUCAAUAUAGGGCUGAUGUAGAAUUAAUCCCAGAGCUUCUAUUUAUCCCCAGUCCUGUCCCACUCUUUGGAUUGUUUCCCCAUGUUGUAACGGAGAUGCAAAGUCUUACUGUAAGCCCAUAAUGAGAACUCAAAGUCAUGCAGUUAUGGGGUCAAAUGAAUUAACUAUUCCUUGGGUCUGCUUUUUCAUUUAAGAUACUUCCUCUUAAAGAAUGUUGCGCGUGAAAUGUAUCCCUAUUUAUGCAUCGUGUACCAUACGUUUUUAUUUUAUAAGGCAUGUCGUUUCGUAUCCCUUCCCUAUUGCCUGGCCCCAUUCUUCAUCUUCUUCCCUGUCAGCUGGUUUUGAUUGACGGACAGUUGUAACAAGCCACUGCCUCUGUGAAGGGAAAUUAACCUCGACUGAUGUUCGGCCACGGAAAGGUGUCCUUUGGAAGCCAUGGUAGAAAUAAAAACACAAAUAUAACGUCCAGUAAAUUGUAAAUGAAGGAUACUGUAAUGUGUCAAUUAGAAUCAAGGUUGUUUAUACUAUAGUGAAAGCCCAAGGUCAUUUUAAAAUGGUUCAUGACAUAAUAUGUAUCCAACUUUUGUUUACUCUAAUCCGAGGAAGCUUAAUCCUUACUCAAUGUUAAAUAAACCUUUUUUUGGAUGAGAAUCAAAAAAUAUCUAGAUUUGAUUUUAUGGUCAGGAAGAGGAAUAUAUUUAAAAGAAAAAUACCGUCAGUGACACUUAAUGUUUGCCAGCCGAUUAAAAACCUGUUGGGUUCUAAAAAUUUUAUUUUUUAAAUGAGUUUGUAGAAAGAAAUAACUACCCCAAAUUAUGCACAAUUGACCACAUCAAAAUUUAAUAUCUUUAUUCUUGUGUUUAUUAGUUCCGUGCGUUUUGGCUUUAACCCCUUAAGGACCAAACUUCUGGAAUAAAAGGGAAUCAUGACAUGUCACACAUGUCAUGUGUCCUUAAGGGGUUAAAGAAGAGCUGUAUGUGAAUGCUAUAUAAUACAGGACAACAUUUUCAUUGCAUGCCCAUCAUCGUGAAGAAAGCAAAUAACCUAGAAACCUGAUGGAUCCGGCAAUCCUAGCUUCCUCUUUCCCAAAAACCCUUUUUGAAAUAUAUACAAUGGUUUUUAGAUGCCUGGGAAGAGCAAACUUAAUAGGAUGGAUUUUAUACAUUGUCUAUCAGAGCAUGCCUGCUGUAGUUCUGAUUUAAAUUGUUAAACUACAGGGAAGCAGGGACGUUUCCAUGUAACAAGUCUUACAGAAGAAAAACAAAUGAAAAAGUGGACAUUCAUUUUAUACAAAGACAGAGGGGAUAUUCAAAUAGGCGAGUCCUCAGAAAAGCAUCUUUUUUUGUUCAAAAAUCUGUUCCACGAUCAUGGAUUAGACAUCGCAGAGAAAGGCUCUGCUCUCUACCCACCGUUUUAGUACAUUUAUAUAGUAAAUCUGCUCUGGCUUCCUUCUGCCUGGUUGUCUUACUUUGUAAUAUACCUUACUGACCUUUUCAAUUCUUUCAUACAGUCCUUGUCAGGUUGCAAGGAACUUGCAUUCACUGAAGAAAUCGAUACUAGAACGUUUUCCUCAGGUUGGAAGACCCUUACCCGAUUGUAACAAACUUUCUGAGCCUUCCAUGCCUUUUCCAUAUUUUCCUUUACUACUUUACUACAUCCAUUAUGGCUUCCAUAUGCUCUUGCACUUGUGCAAUGUGUUCUACUACACUGCCUGUUCCCAUGUCUCUUGAGCAACAUCCGAUAUACCUCUGAGAUGUCUACCAUAUAACACCUCAAAAGGCCAAAACCCUGUGAAAGAUUGUUGUACCUUUCUAAUAGAGAACACGAGAUAUAGCAAUAAAAAAAUCCCAAUUCUUUCCAUCUUUGUUUAUUGUUUUCCGGAGUGUGGACUUCAGUGUUUUACUAAACCUUUCAACAAGCCCAUCAUUUUGGAGAUGAUGAACUGACGUUCUAAGCUGCUUAAUUUUGAAAAGUUUACACGAUUUCUUCAUUACAUUUGACGUAAACUGGGUCACUUGGUCCGUAAGAAUCUCCUCCACAAUAACUCCACAUCCUCGGUCCCUUUUUUUUUUCUAUUCUAUAAAGCAAGUCAUGUUUUUCUUAAAAUAAAGUAAAACACAAAGUUUUAUUAGGAUCAUUGAGUUCCUUGUAUAAUCUGUACAUUUUCCUUUGCAGUCGUUAAACUUGGGUCUUCCCAUCGGGCUGUGUGAAAAUGACCAGCAAUAAUUUCUAGAUCCUGUAAGCGUUCAUUUCUUAUAGAACGAGCAUUGCUUUUUCACUGCCUGACUCUAAAUCAACAUUAGAACUGACUUUCCCUUGGAACAUUUCCUAACUUUUUAAGACCUUUUCACAUAUUCAAAAUGUUUCUUUUUUAUCAAUGGGCAGUUACUGAUUGGUUUAGAGUGUCCGCUGACCUCCGGGACACCACGCUCCCUGUAACUGAGGUUCAGAAGCCGGAUGCCACCCGGGAGACCUAGAGGCAACUUUUGGGGUUAAUCCAUUUGAGAAAGUUUUUUCUUUAAGGUAAGAGUGCACCCGGGGGCCUCCUGGCACCAUAACAACACAAUUUAGAUAAUGUUGUUACGGUGACCGAAGUCUCCCCUUAAGGUAAAAACAGCCAAGGCGGAAUAAUUCUCUAAGCCAACUAUGCUUUCAGUUCAGCUAUUCUGGCCUUAAAGGGAUACUGUAGGCACCUAGACCACUUCAGCUCAUUAAAGUGGUCUGGGUGCAAUGUCCCACGUCCCUUAAUCCUGCAGUGGUAAUUAUUGCAGUUUCAUGGUUAACCCCACCUCUAGUGGUUGUUUACCAGACAGCCACUAGAGGGCUUCCUGGCUUGAAACGGACCUUUGUUUACGUUAUCUGAUGCUGAACGUCCACACGCUUUGCAUGAAGACUUCCAGCGUCAGAUUUCCCCCCGAAGGAAAGCACUGAAUAAUGCUUUCCUAUGGGGAAAUCCUAAUGCGAGCGUAGCCAUUGCCGCGCAUGCGCAUUAGGUCUCCCCCACCCUAAGCCGGCAGUGGAGGAGCCUGACCCAGAAGGGUAGCGUGAGGGAGGGGAAUUUGUUUUCUUGGCACUAUAGAAUCCCUUUAAAUUUGACAUUCACUUUGAAUUCUCACUAUAGUAAAUAACCCUGCCAAGAUUUACGGUAAAUCAUGGCUUGUGUUGUUAUCACCUUCCACCUCUGCAUGGUAUGCCCACCAUAUACUUUCCUCUUCUUUCCGUAUUUAUUUUCUGUGGCUUUGGUGGUUUGAAAAAAAUACCCUAUUAGACUUUCUAUAUACUUCAAGGGACACUAUAGUCACCUGAACAACUUUAGCUUAAUGAAGCAGUUUUGGUGUAUAGAACAUGCCCCUGCAGCCUCACUGCUCAAUCCACUGCCAUUUAGGAGUUAAAUCCCUUUGUUUAUGAACCCUAGUCACACCUCCCUGCAUGUGACUUGCACAGCCUUCCAUAAACACUUCCUGUAAAGAGAGCCCUAUUUAGGCUUUCUUUAUUGCAAGUUAUGUUUAAUUAAGAUUUUCUUAUCCCCUGCUAUGUUAAUAGCUUGCUAGACCCUGCAAGAGCCUCCUGUAUGUGAUUAAAGUUCAAUUUAGAGAUUGAGAUACAAUUAUUUAAGGUAAAUUACAUCUGUUUGAAAGUGAAACCAGUUUUUUUUCCUGCAGGCUCUGUCAAUCAUAGCCAGGGGAGGUGUGGCUAGGGCUGCAUAAACAGAAACAAAGUGAUUUAACUCCUAAAUGACAGUGAAUUGAGCAGUGAAAAUGCAGGGGAAUGACCUAUACACUAAAACUGCUUUAUUUAGCUAAAGUAAUUUAGGUGACUAUAGUGUUCCUUUCAGGUCUAUCGAAAAUAUUUCAUUUUUUUCAUUUCUUACUGCCUCUAGGGAAUUUCCCACUUCCUGUUCCAUUUGUUGCACCUCCUGUUACACAGCCACGCUGGUCUCUCCAGAGACUUGCUAAACACUUGCUUUUUCAUUCUCCAUCGUGGGUUGGUUCUCUCCCAGGUAAACAGGAAAUGUGAGCGUUUCAAAAUAGCCAAAUUCUUCCUAUAUGCUUUAACUUUUACAAGCAUGGAGUGGUAUUUUGCUGUUGGACUCAAUAAUGUGUCUUGUCCUGUUGUUGGUGGGAACAUCCAGUUUAAUUCCAACUUCCAAUUUGAUCUCAAACUUCCUAUCUGUAAAAAUAUUUCAGAUAUAGAAAAACACUACAUUUUCAGCUCAAAGAUACAAUCUAAAAAAAGCACCGUAUAGUCCGUAGUGUCUUACUAUGUGUACAGUUGCAAGAAAAAGUAUGUGAACCCUUUGGAAUGAUAUGGAUUUCUGCACAAAUUGGUCAUAAAAUGUGAUCUGAUCAUCAUCUAAGUCACAACAAUAGACAAUCACAGUCUGCUUAAACUAAUAACACACAAAGAAUGAAAUGUUGCCAUGUUUUUAUUGAACACACCAUGUAAACAUUCACAGUGCAGGUGGAAAACGUAUGUGAACCCCUAGACUAAUGACAUCUCCAAGAGCUAAUUGGAGUGAGAUGUCAGCCAACUGGAGUCCAAUCAAUGAGAUGAGAUUGGAGGUGUUGGUUACAGCUGCCCUGCCCUAUAAAAAACACACACCAGUUCUGGGUUUGCUUUUCACAAGAAGCAUUGCCUGAUGUGAAUGAUGCCUCGCACAAAAUAGCUCUCAGAAGACCUACGAUUAAGAAUUGUUGACUUGCAUAAAGCUGGAAAAGGUUAUAAAAGUAUCUCCAAAAGCCUUCCUGUUCAUCAGUCCAUGGUAAGACAAAUUGUCUAUAAAUGGAGAAAGUUCAUCACUGCUGCUGCUCUCCCUAGGAGUGGCCGUCCUGUAAAGAUGACUGCAAGAGCACAGCGCAGACUGCUCAAUGACGUGAAGAAGAAUCCUAGAGUGUCAGCUAAAGACUUACAAAAGUCACUGGCAAAUGCUAACAUCCCUGUUAGCGAAUCUACAAUACGUAAAACACUAAACAAGAAUGGAUUUCAUGGGAGUAUACCACAGAGGAAGCCACUGCUGUCCAAAGAAAACAUUGCUGCACGUUUACAGUUUUCACAAGAGCGCCUGGAUGUUCCACAGCAGUACUGGCAAAAUAUUCUGUGGACAGAUGAAACCAAAGUUGAGUUGUUUGGAAGAAACACACAACACUAUGUGUGGCGAAAAAAAAGGCACAGCACACCACACCAACGUCAAAACCUCAUCCCAACUGUGAAGCAUGGUGGUGGGGGCAUCAUGGUUUGGGGCUGCUUUGCUGCGUCAGGGCCUGGACGGAUUGCUAUCAUCGAAGGAAAAAUGAAUUUCCAAGUUUAUCAAGACAUUUUGCAGGAGAACUUAAGGCCAUCUGUCUACCAGCUGAAGCUCAACAGAAGAUGGGUGUUGCAACAGGACAAUGACCCAAAGCAUAGAAGUAAAUCAACAACAGAAUGGCUUAAACAGAAGAAAAUACGCCUUCUGAAGUGGCCCAGUCAGAGUCCUGACCUCAACCCGAUUGAGAUGCUGUGGCAUGACCUCAAGAAAGCGAUUCACACCAGACAUCCCAAGAAUAUUGCUGAACUGAAACAGUUCUGUAAAGAGGAAUGGUCAAGAAUUACUCCUGACCGUUGUGCACGUCUGAUCUGCAACUACAGGAAACGUUUGGUUGAAGUUAUUGCUGCCAAAGGAGGUUCAAACAGUUAUUAAAUCCAAGGGUUCACAUACUUAUUCCACCUGCUCUGUGAAUGUUUACAUGGUGUGUUCAAUAAAAACAUGGCAACAUUUCAUUCUUUGUGUGUUAUUAGUUUAAGCAGACUGUGAUUGUCUAUUGUUGUGACUUAGAUGAUGAUCAGAUCACAUUUUAUGACCAAUUUAUGCAGAAAUCCAUAUCAUUCCAAAGGGUUCACAUACUUUUUCUUGCAACUGUAUGAUAUACAGGAUAUCUUGAUACAUUUUUCAUUUAUCCUAAAACAUCAUUAUAUCCCAAACACAAUAAAAAUGUUGCAUAGCAACUUCAUAAAUCCAUUUAAACAAAUACUAUCAGAUGUUUUAUAUUUUCUCAUUAAAAAAAUAAAAAUAUAUAUAUAUAUAUAUACUAUUUAAAAGACCAAAACUAUAGCAUAUAUAGAAAAAAUGUACAGCUUUAUUUCAAACUGUGUUUAUUAAAACCAAAUGUUAUAAACAGAUCAUGUGAAAGGCACAUUCCAAGAUUUCGGAGGCAAUAGUCAUGUUUGAGAUUAAGACAGACCUGUAGAGUUGGGAAACUCAUGCAGCAUGUGUCACCGGCAAUGCCUUGAGGUGUGGGCUAGUCUGAAAAGAGAGCCCUAAAAAAUGGGCAUGUCAGCUUGGCAUGGAUCACGCCAGUCUGACUGGCCAUCACGAUGUUCAGCCCAGCUCAUGGCUGCACACGUGCAAAUCACUGUUAAAAUGCUCUGCCCAUUGGCUGAAUACUCAGAGUGCAGUUUGGGCGGUGCAAGUGCAUUUAAAGAUGUGCUUGUGCUGCGUUUGAUGUGGACAACAGGGUUAUUUACUAACGUGAGAACUGUCAUGAUUUCAAGGUGAUUUUUAAAUGUAAGAGGACACCCAUACCACUUCAUCGCAAUGAAGUGGUCUGUGUGCAAUGCCCCUGUCGUUUACAUUGCAGGGCUAAACACACCUCUAGUGGUUUUCUCCCUGACAGCCACUAGAUGGUGCUUCUGCACCCACAAUCAUGAAAGUCAUACUCGGACAUUGAAAGAUCUAUGAGAAAGUUUUGAUUGGAGUUGCACAUGAACUUCUCAUACACAGUGCUUCUCUAUGAAGCAUUUGCUUAGACGAGAUGUUGAAGGUCUAAAGUGCAGGGAGAUUUAUUGGAUGAUUAGCAGCAACGUUUCGACUCCUAACAGAUCCUUUAUCAAGCCUUUCUCAAGAAGAAGAGUCAGCAGGCAAAAUUAUGAAAUGGGAGGAGGGGAAGUUGCUGCAUGGACUGAGACUCUGCCCUGGAAACAAGGCAAGUAAACUAUAUUAAGCAUCCUUCAAAUAGCAGUAAACAGCAUGAACAUUGGCGGAUUCAAGGAAGGGAGCACCAGGGCAAAUGCUCCCCCUGAGAGGCCAGUGGAAUUUGUCAAACUGGCAGCAUGGGUUAACUGAGGUGUCAACACCAAUCUAUCCCUAAAUUUGCAUGCCUUAAAUGUGUGCAGGUAUUUGUCGCUAUAAGCAUUUUUGUAGUUUGGGUAUAUGUACCUGUGUGGGGAUGUAUGUGUCCACUUUUGUCAAAAACCUUAGCAGUGUCUCUCUCGAAUUCAGGCUCUGGAUCAUCCUAUUUGCAGAUACAGGGGGAUUGUUUUACAGUAUGGAAUGGGAAAUUGGUUUCAAAGGAAAAAACGCCUUUCUUAAUCCAUAAUCACUAUACAUCGCAAACACGCUUAUUAUGAAAAGAGUCCCAAGACAGGAACUGUUAUUAAAACUAUUUUAUUAAAAUGAUCUUAAAAAUACCCUUAGAACCAGCUUAAUAAAUUUAAAAAAAAACAUUGGGAGUUUUGAAAACCUUAGAUUAUCCAACAAAAUAAUGCACAAAUUAGUAGGUCCAAUGGAUCCAAUAGAAACCACUGUGAGAAAUUAACCGGUUUCUUCAGUGUGUGACAUAUAUUUGCAUCUAUUGUACAGCGCUACGGAACCUGAUGGCGCUAUAUAAAUAAUAAAAUAAUAAUAAUCUAAGCAGCACUACUGGUGUAUCUUUCAACAAGAUGUGGAAUAGAAGUAUAGGAUAAAAUACUACUCUAACUGCUGUAGGUCCCUGUGCUGAGGGUCUGCCAUGAUCUGAAUGGUCCUCGCUGAAUAAUGAAAUGAGUAUUUAUUACAGUAGUUGGCGUGUGUCAUUUGUUUCAGACAGUGAAGGCAGACUGCGAAUUAAUGGAGCGUGAUUUUUUACAUGAAGACAUGUUGCAGAAAGCCAAAUAUGUCCUAACACAAUGAUUUCCAGAUGAUUACUCAAUAAUUUACUCAGGGUACGUAAAAGUUUCGGUAUCGACACCUCUUGCGAAAUCACAAAUCAGGCUGCUAUUGAUACCGAGGAAGGAGCCAACUGAGGUGGUGGAAAGACACAGGUACAUUCCUCCCCAGGUGACAGCAGCAAGAAGGAUGGCAGGCGGGCCGAACCUCCCUGCUGUUGUGGUUAUGGUGCUUGGAACGUUCGUAUAAUAAAACUCUUCCAUGAUGGCCGCUGUAAUGGACAGAUAUAGAUUUAGGUGCAUUUACUGACUUUCAAUGCCUGGAGCAGAAUACCAGCACGCCCGUUGAAGGUCAUACAUAAUGGGGUGUUGUAAAUGUACUGGUUUCAGAAGUUUGUUUGUCAAUUUUAUUACACCUGCCACAUACAACUUAAGGCUAAAAAAAAACAUAUUGAGUAAAUAUAUUAUGUAUUAUAAAAAUAAGUGUUUUUUUUUUCUACAGGUUCACUGUAAAUGCAAACAGUGAGUACCGUAUGUCAUUUAGAGAUGUAUUAUAUAUUGAAUUGCAGGGCAUUGAAGACAAAACUAUUGCAAAUGUUUAUGGACAAUUCAUAACAAAGUAUUCGUUUUUAUUCAUUGAUUUAUUUUUUUACAUUAAAACAUAAUACUUAAAGAAAUAACUAAUUUUAUCGCAGUUCAUGAAAGGUUUAAGCUUUGCAAGAAACAUUAUUCAUGGUUUUCACCAUUUCAGAUCCUGGUAUUUUUCUAAAUAAUAGCAGCUUAUAAAAUAUAGCAUUAGCUCUUAUCAGUCUCCUAAUAGUUGUGUAGAACAGGGGUUUCCAACCCAGUCCUCAAGUACCCCCUUCAAAAACACCUUAGAAACAAUUGAGUAAUCCUUAAAUCCUGGACUGUUAGGGGGUACUUGAGGACUGGGUUGGGAACCACUGGUGUAGAGCAGUGCUCUUCAACCCUCUCCUCAAGGCACACCAAACAGUCCAGGAUUUAGGGGUUACCUGGGUGUAUUUUAGGUGUUUUGUGUAAAAAAAAACCAAAACAAAAAAAAACACCUUAGAGGUUUUUUAACAUAUGGACACACCCGGGUAAUCCCUAAAUCCUGGACUGUUAGGUGUGCCUUGAGGAGAGGGUUAGGGUUAGCACUGCUGUAGAGGAUACUUUGCUCAUUGGGAGAUCUGGUAGAAUAUUAUUAUAUACCAUGACACACAUCUGAAGAAGAAGAGCAGGGUAUGGCUUAGGACUUUAGAGAAGACCCUAUCGCAGGAGUAGGCAACCUUUGGUAGGCCAGAUGUUGUGGACUACAUCUUCCAUAAUGCUGGCAAAGCAUCAGGGGUGAUGUAGUCUACAACAUCUGGAGUGCUGAAGGUUGUCUACCUCUGCCCGAUAGUGCCUUGAAACAUCGGACAGCCUGUCAAUGUACUAUUUGUAGACAAUGUGUUACAUCUCAGACAGUUUCAUUUCUAUAAAAAAAAAUAAGUGAAAACCUAAUAUAAAUAGCAUGUUGCAAUUUUUAAAAUAUAAUUUGUAAGUGUAUUGGUCUAGACCAGAGGUACCAAUAGCAUACAUAUGGGGACUGUGAGGGGCAGUCCUUCCCCCGUCACUCUUUGUAACUGUCAUUGUGGCAUUUGGAGUGUUCCAUUAAUAAUCUGCGCAGUGGGCGGUGCCGCCUUCAUUUUCGUUAGAGGCAUAUAUUGACAAUGCCCUAAAAAUAUUUUAUAAAAUAAAUCUAAAGAUAAAGGUGUUUACUGCUUCUGUAAGAGCAAGAUAAAUAAGCAAAGCAUUGUGCGUUACGCAACCCUUGAUUACACAAAAAAAAAAUAUUUCCUUUCCAAAUUUUACACAAAUAUCAUCAAUGCCACAUGUUGCUCUCUAAGUAUUGUUGCGAUAGUUGGACUUUGCAGAUGGUCUACAUAAGCCUACUACCCACGCCUUGUUUAUUGCAAGUCUUGCCUCAUCUCUUUUAAACAGCCAUCAUCACGCAACCUCCACAGAUGUUUCGGCUACAACCAACGAAGGCUAAAGGUGACAACUUAUUUCUCAAAGAAAACAAACAAGACUUAGGGAGUAAAAUAAGGUUCUUUCAUAUUAUGGAUGCAGAAGCUUGGCUAUAACCAAGGCAAAUAUCCGUUAAUAAAGAAUAUUAUUAUGUACCACGUGUUAAAGGGAUACUGUCCCUCUACUGGAAGUAACACCACUAAAUAAUAUUAAAAUACAACUACACCUUGUGUUAACAUUUUUUCAUGUUCUGCUCCAUUUUCUUUUAAAUGUAUAUUAUACUAUAUUAGCAAGUGACCACAAUCCAGUUAAGUCAAGGCACAGCCAGGGCACAGAAUACAUUGUUACUGCUUCUACUACUCUACAAUACCAAAAAAGGGAGUGGCUUAGAACAGGGAUUAAUAGGGAGCCAAGAUGGAGCCGCUCAGUUCCAGGAAAGUCCUAAAUACAUUAAUGUGAAUUUCUACAUUUUAUUUGUUUAUUCUUUACUACAGAUCUCACAACUGCAUGUUUGAUAAAUGUAUAAUGAUAGAGUAUAUCUAUAUACAGAGAGAGAGAGAGAUGUAAAAAACAGAUACAAUUUGUAUCUUGUAAUACCUUUUUUAUUGAACUAACAUAAUAAAUGAGUUUGUUAUUUUCUAACAAACCUGUGUCUUAUCUGCACUCAUGUCGCUUUAACCCCUGUAUCACAACUCAACUUUGAAUUCUAUGUGUCGUCUUGCUCAGAAAUGCUUCAGACUUGAAAAAGGGAGGUUCUCCCGAAAGCUUGUCAUUAAAAAAUUCUGUUAGUCCAAUAAAAAAGGUAUUACAAGAUACAAAUUGUAUCUGUUUUUUACAUCUACAUCACUGGACUAAUACGGAUGCGCUCCCCUCCUGCCGGUCACAGAAUGUAGUGUGGCCGAGCAGGCAGACCGCGGUAGGGGAGCUUCUGUUCCCCUACCUGGUCUGACAGGAACCUGCAAGCGAGAACGCUCCUCCUGUGAGCAGACAGGUUGGAGAGUUGCCGUGCGUUACCAUGGCAAUGCUCCGACAUGCCUGCUGCUCUCGCGGAGGAGAGCGAAGUCAGCCUGCAGCCAGAGGAGCUGCAGGUGGAACAGCACGUGCCACCACUGGACCACCAGGGAUUUGAAGAGUAGCCAUUCCCCCUCUCCCCUGACCAAAGGUAAGGGGAGAGGGGGUAAUAUAACGCUUUUUUUUUUUUUUUUAAAUAUAUCAAUGCUAUAACACUCCCCCCCACCAUACACACACUAUACCCCCUCCCCCCCAACAGCACUCCUUGACACAUAAACAGCACCCCCCACACACAAACAGCACCCCUCCACACACAGCACCCCUCCACACACAGAACCCCUUCACACACAGAACCCCUCCACACACACACAGAACCCCUCCACGCACACAGAACCCCUCCACGCACGCAGCAACCCUUCACGCACAUAGCACCCCUACACACACAGCACCCCUCCACACACAGAACCCCUUCACACACACAGAACCCCUUCACACACACAGAACCCUUCCACACACACAGAACCCCUCCAUGCACACAGCAACCCUUCACGCACAUAGAACCCCUUCACACACACAGAACCCCUUCACGAACUACAGUUUAAUGUAUUGGUUAUGGUGUCUAUAGCCUGUCCCUGUAGGCUGAGCACUGUAAAUGCUACCUUUUCAUAGCACAUCUCUAGUGACAGUCACUCAGACGACCACUAGAGAUGCUUCCUAGUCCAGUACUGCACAGAUUCUGAUGCUGAUUGGUGCGAUGAAGCACUGCGUUUUGCCACACAUGCGCAAUUGCCUCCCAAUACUUUCUUGUGGGAGAUCAUCCAGUUGUCGGCCAAAGUGAAGAGCACACUCGUUACUUCAAAAUGAGCAAGAUAACAUCAUUUUUUUACUGCUGUGCAAUAGCAUACAUUCACAAUUUCAAUCCAAAUGACCAAACAUUUCUUAAUAUAUCAAGGUAGUUGGACUGAAACAUGGAUUACAUGCAAAUGCACGUCUGCUUACAAUAAAUCUGCUCUGCUUUAUUUUGAAGCUCUAUGAGUGCUUUCUUUCACGUUUGAGUGAUAGUUUUCAGGUUUUUUUCUCCCGCUUUCAUAUCUGCGCACUAUGCUGGCGCGAUGAAUUAUGUAGCUGGUAUGGAAUUUUUUUCCAGGGCUGCUUUUCAUUCCCAGUCCGGCCCUGAUCUUCAGAAAUUUGAGGGCAAAUGUGCAGAUAGGUUAGUACUCUAUUUUGACAGUUGAGUUAGCACUCUAUUAUAAGGAAGAUGCACUGGUCGUCCUUGGUUUAUAAAGAUGGUGGCUGGCCAUGAGCUUUAAUAUUGGCGACACAUGCAGUAUUAACUCAUUGGCUGAGCGAGUCGGCCGAGGUAGGUCAGUGUAGAGAGUUUCCUGCUCUCCUGCAGAUGGUGGCACUCAAAAAUAUAGAGUCAACGUAAGUCGGCUAUAAACUAUGCAGGCAUUUUGUCAAUAUUGAGUUGAUGCAGGAUAAAGUGCUUUAAUGUCAGGUCCCCCAGAGAACAGCAAUAUUCCUAUAAUAAUAUAAAGAAAAAUAGCAAGCCAAAUAGAGCAACGUGUUUCGAACUAAAUACAAAGGUCUUCCUCAGGUGCUUAUAGCUGUACAUGUGUAAAUACCUCUAUUUGUACCCCCUUAAUGUCCUUACUAGAACCCCAAAUCUAGAUAAAUCCUAAUAUGGUCCGAUUAAAAACAGGAAUGUAGAAAAGCUACAAAGUAGGCCGUUUGCAAUUUUCUUUCCAAUUUGACGUUUGCCUCCAUUUGUUGUGAAUAAAACCACUGAUAUCUGGUUUCUUUUUCAUAGCUUCUAUUCUAUCACUUUAUAUGUCUAGCCAUUUCUAACACCGGCUGCCUUGACUGCUGCACUGUAUUAAACAGGUCUCUUGAAUUCUGUUGUCUUGUACAAAGUUAAUGUAUACAGUGCUGGUGCUAACAUCUAAUAUAUGGAGCCUAUACUCUAUCUGAGCUCAUUAAAGGCAGUGGGGUCAUCAUAUGGCUGUGACAUGUGUUCCUUGGUUUUCAGUUACUCUACCCCAUGCAGUCUGCCCAUUACAAUUAUAUAUUAAACAUUUCUCCAAAUUUCCUCCUUCUUCAUAAUACAAAACAAUUUCGAGAGCCCCAAGUUACACAUCCCUUUCCACUUUCCCCCCUUCCAAGUAACAGAUCCCUUUCCACUUUCCCCCCUUCCUGAGCACACUACUACAGAAUGCAGGCUCUAGAUAAUGUCAUUAUAUCUCAGCAGCCUCAAUUUUUCCCAGAUCCGAGUCACACAAAGAAACUGGAAUUGAAAUCAUGGCUAUAUUGGGGGCAAUAUAUCUCAGACUCCCGCACACUAGACAUCUGGAAGUCCGUAGCAAGGGGUGAAACAAAUACAAACAUGGGACCCCUUUCUGUCUUAUGUCACCGAAUUUGUUGAGUGAAAUGGCCGUGUAGCGCACUAAAUGUCUACGUCAGCGGGAAAAUAUUUAGAAGACUCUGAAUAAUGAGACAAUGUAUACCCAGGAGGUAGCAGAAAACUAGCGAAAGCUGGAUGUAUCCAUGUUGGUGAUAUAAUUAUUAUAUUCCAUAUAGCGUAGCAAUGAGGUCAUGAGAAAGUCCCAAUUGUCUUCAUUAUGCAAUUAAACUGUAUGAGCAAUUUGUCAAGGACGCACUCAAUUAUACGGGUUCUAAUGAACCGUGAAGAGGGGAGAGUCAUUAACCCCUUCACUACCGAGGGCUUUUUCAUUGAAAAGAAAUAUUAGCAUUACAUUUAUUUGAAGCAAGGGAUGCAUAGCUAGUAUAUAAACAUAUUGUAACACGGCAGUUGUGUGAAUAGAUUGCUUAGCAGCCAAACGUAAACAUUUAAAUGAUAUACAUUUACACAUUUUUUAUUUUUUACUUAUUCGUUACUCCUCCCUUCAUAAAAAUAUUUUGGAAAUAAACCGCUCUAGACCGUAUACAAUGUCCUUUAUCUCGCAAUAUUUCACACAGAGUCUGAAAUGUUAGAGUGAAAGCAAAAAUUAGUUUUCUCACAUACAGUAGGUGUGAUGAAAUUGGUAAAUAAAAUGGUCAGAAAUUGUGUUUAUAGGUAUUUGUAAGGACACUGAAGGUAUUACUAGCAGUAUAGCUUAUUGGAAAUGGCAACAGAAUGUAAAAAGGAUGUCUGCAUUUGGGCAUAAAGUCCACAUAGAGUAAAUGCAGUUAAAUAAUAUAUUUCUAAAAUAAAGGUAUGUUAAACUGCUAUAGCAACCUAUAUCAAUGUCUAAACUGCUAAUGUUAUGCUAACAGUAAAAUUGUAGAGUGCAUUUACUUCUACCCCUCCUGUCUAUAUAGGAAUGGUAUGAUCCAUUUAAACAUCCUGUACUAUUUGAAAGCAGGAGGUGAGCUGAUAUUUUCGACAACUUUACAGCCAAUACAUCAGUGACUAGUGGCUUUGUUUUGGACCAGAUCAAGUGUCUGCCUGAGUAUCUGCCCCUGUCCAGAUCUUUAAAGUGAGGUAAUGCGUGCACGCUGAAGAAAUCACACUGACAACAAGUUCAGAUAAAAUGAAAACUUUUAAUAAUUUAUUUGGGGGGCGGCAUAGCCCCUUAUCAAGGCAAAGGAAUGCAUUGUGUGCAAACAUGAAGAGUAAACUUUUAAUUGGUUAAAUGUAAGUGUUUUAUCUUGAUGUACUUCCUCCAAGGUGUGAUGUCUUCAUGUAGCUCCGGAUGGAGACGCCAUCUUGUUACAUGAAGGUUUUGGUCGAUGGGAGGGGUUGCUCUAGCGGCCAUUUUGAGUAAGGCAUGAGCACAGGUGCAUAUAACAAAUAGUCAUUUUACAUACAUUUAUUUCUAUCCAUCGCAGCUUCUGGCAGAGAAAUUUGUUCCUCUACAGGCUGAUAAUCAUAAAUAGUCGAUCCGCUACUUGCAGAGAUGCUCCUGUUAAGCCAAACACUGCUGGGGGAAGUCUCGCACCUUGCCAGACUUUCUCUAUUAUAAAUUCAACUUGCUCUCACCCUUGCUAAACAAUCAGACUUUUCCUCUCUCAUUAGUUCAUGCUCCCACAAUCCCAGGCAUCUCUUUGAUACCUUCAACACUCCUCUUCACCCUGCUGUGACCACCCCAAAAACUAACCUUUCAGCCGAUAGCUUUGCAUGCUACUUUACCGACAAGAUAAAACAGUUAAGGAAAUAAUUCUCCUCCCUUUGCUCCUCUCUCUCUCUUAACCGCACUUGUACGAUGCCUUUUUUACCCUUCAGACCUUCUCCCUGGCUACUGAACAGGAGAUAGCUGCGCUUCUCAUUUGCUCUCUUCCCACCACUUGUCCACUUCAUCCUGUCCCAUCUCAUCUGAUCAGAUCUCUCUCCCCUUAUCUUGUGCUGUCCUUAAUGCAUAUCUUCAACUACUCUCUUUUGUCUGGCAUUGUCCCCACCCCCCUUAAACAUGCUACUGUCUUACCUGUCCUUAAAAAGUCAUCUCUUGAUCGUCCUCCCAUUCCAACUAUUGUCCCAUAUCCCUGUUCCCUUUUUUCUCAAAGCUUCUAGAAGUUGUCUUUACCCGUUUGCCUUGCUUUUCUCAAUUCCAACUCUCACCUUGAUUCUCUUCCAUCUGGUUUCCGCCCCCUCCACUCUACUGAGACCGCUCGAAUGUAAGUUACAAAUGAUCUGAUUGUGGCUAUAUCCAAAGGCCACUACUAGAUACUAAUUCUUCUUGAGCUACCACCUGUACGAUGAUGACAUCCAGAUAUAUCUAUCCUUCCCUGAUCUCUCCCUCGCUCUCCUAGAAUGUGUCACUGCUUGUCUUUCUUGCUUUCUUUAUAUUCAGCUACAGCAUCUGAGUACAAUGACACCUGAUGGUGGCCAUCUGAGUACAAUGACACCUGAUGGUGGCCAUCUGAGUACAAUGACACCUGAUGGUGGCCAUCUGAGUAUAAUGAUUGUGGCCAUCUGAGUACAAUGAUGGUGGCUUUUGCCACCAUCCUGUGAAGCUACAGUGCAAUAUAAGAGAUUUGACCAUUUCAGUUUUUACAGUUACAAUUAUGAUGGAUUUUCAGGCAUUGUAGCACUUUGGCUGUUCAAAUUAUCCCACACAAGCCUAUCACUCGGGAAAGUAGACACUCCGGAGUAUAUUGUGCCGUAUCGUAACGCCAUUUUUUUUUACCAGUUUAUGUCAAAGUUUGUGGUAAUUUAUUUUACAUUGCAUUUUUGCUCAGCAUUUUGUAAAUCUGAUAUGUGCCGCUUUGAUUGACCUCACCAAAUUAUGCUCAGCUAACUUUGUUGAAUAAAACAAUAAGCCCAAUAUAGAUUUACACGGAUGCCGGAGGUGCGACGUCACUCCAGUGGAACGCACAAUGCGUUCCACCCACGACCGAAGACCGAAACCAGGAAGUAACAUCAAGGAUCCAUGUGACCGGAACCAGGAAGUGAAACGCCGACGGAGGAGGAACCAGGUGUGUUCCACGGGAAAAAAAAACGUGAAUUUUAAUCAGACACUUCGUUUAAAGACCGGUAUGGACUUAUCAAUAAGAAUUCAGCCAACUGAGGAAGCCACGUGAGGCGAAACGCGUUUUGGCAAUAUUGUACUCAUCUUUAUAGAUUUUAAAUUUAUCUGUAUCAAUAAAUAUAGUUUAUACUUUUCAACCAUCUGGAUCCUUUGCAGUCCAUUAUUGGGAGCAAUUUUCCACACUACAGAUUGGAUAUCCAGACCAGCCAUAGAGGGAUUUGGAUCCUGGAAAGAUCCUAAGGCCACCUAUACCAGAGCCAGGUUCAAUAUUGGCUCUAAUUUUGUGAGUGUUUCCUUACAUAUGUUAUCUUUGUACUGCUAUUUUAGAGUUAUCUGCACUAUUUGUGUACCUCUCUGUCUCCACAGCAUUAUUGAAUAUAUUGAGAAAGAUCCUAAGGCCACCUAUACCAGAGCCAGGUUCAAUAUUGGCUCUAAUUUUGUGAGUGUUUCCUUACAUAUGUUAUCUUUGUACUGCUAUUUUAGAGUUAUCUGCACUAUUUGUGUACCUCUCUGUCUCCACAGCAUUAUUGAAUAUAUUGAGAAGAGAGGAAAGUAUAACACUUGCUCCAUCCAUUGUGUUUGUAUUGUAUGUAUUUUUGGUGUUGGUAUAGGGGAUACCACACGGGUGUUUUAGAGCAUUAUUGUCACUAUUAGAUAUACCAUCGAGAUUUGUUUCUCUAAGUAACAUAACCAGGGCUGCCAUCAGGGGGUGACAACCAUGAUGGUUGACACGGCCCGGCAGCCCUGGAGGGCCCUGCCCCCACAUGGAGCGGCAAAACUCCGGUCUGCCGCAGGUGCAUCUGCACCAAGGCCCAUCAAGUGGCCCAAGCAUUUAGGGCCACCCGAUUAGCCCUAUAUCUUCAGGGACCCGGUCAGCACUGCAGCCGUGUAAUAGUGCGACUAGGCGCCUUUAAAAAAAAUUGCGGCUGCACGGCCGGUCACUUCCUCCCAGCUUACUCCGUGCAGGGGGAGAGACAGCUGAGGAGAGGCAUCCGCUCCCAUCAUCCCCAGCCACCCUCCUGCAAUGAAAAGGUAAGAAAGAGGAGGGUGGCUGAAAAAUUAUGUGUGUGUGUAUAUAUGUAUGUAUCUGUUUGUGUAUGUACAGGGAGUGCAGAAUUAUUAGGCAAGUUGUAUUUUUGAGGAUUAAUUUUAUUAUUGAACAACAACCAUGUUCUCAAUGAACCCAAAAAACUCAUUAAUAUCAAAGCUGAAUAUUUUUGGAAGUAGUUUUUAGUUUGUUUUUAGUUUUAGCUAUGUUAGGGGGAUAUCUGUGUGUGCAGGUGACUAUUACUGUGCAUAAUUAUUAGGCAACUUAACAAAAAACAAAUAUAUACCCAUUUCAAUUAUUUAUUAUUACCAGUGAAACCAAUAUAACAUCUCAACAUUCACAAAUAUACAUUUCUGACAUUCAAAAACAAAACAAAAACAAAUCAGUGACCAAUAUAGCCACCUUUCUUUGCAAGGACACUCAAAAGCCUGCCAUCCAUGGAUUCUGUCAGUGUUUUGAUCUGUUCACCAUCAACAUUGCGUGCAGCAGCAACCACAGCCUCCCAGACACUGUUCAGAGAGGUGUACUGUUUUCCCUCCUUGUAAAUCUCACAUUUGAUGAUGGACCACAGGUUCUCAAUGGGGUUCAGAUCAGGUGAACAAGGAGGCCAUGUCAUUAGAUUUUCUUCUUUUAUACCCUUUCUUGCCAGCCACGCUGUGGAGUACUUGGACGCGUGUGAUGGAGCAUUGUCCUGCAUGAAAAUCAUGUUUUUCUUGAAGGAUGCAGACUUCUUCCUGUACCACUGCUUGAAGAAGGUGUCUUCCAGGAACUGGCAGUAGGACUGGGAGUUGAGCUUGACUCCAUCCUCAACCCGAAAAGGCCCCACAAGCUCAUCUUUGAUGAUACCAGCCCAAACCAGUACUCCACCUCCACCUUGCUGGCGUCUGAGUCGGACUGGAGCUCUCUGCCCUUUACCAAUCCAGCCACGGGCCCAUCCAUCUGGCCCAUCAAGACUCACUCUCAUUUCAUCAGUCCAUAAAACCUUAGAAAAAUCAGUCUUGAGAUAUUUCUUGGCCCAGUCUUGACGUUUCAGCUUGUGUGUCUUGUUCAGUGGUGGUCGUCUUUCAGCCUUUCUUACCUUGGCCAUGUCUCUGAGUAUUGCACACCUUGUGCUUUUGGGCACUCCAGUGAUGUUGCAGCUCUGAAAUAUGGCCAAACUGGUGGCAAGUGGCAUCGUGGCAGCUGCACGCUUGACUUUUCUCAGUUCAUGGGCAGUUAUUUUGCGCCUUGGUUUUUCCACACGCUUCUUGCGACCCUGUUGACUAUUUUGAAUGAAACGCUUGAUUGUUCGAUGAUCACGCUUCAGAAGCUUUGCAAUUUUAAGAGUGCUGCAUCCCUCUGCAAGAUAUCUCACUAUUUUUGACUUUUCUGAGCCUGUCAAGUCCUUCUUUUGACCCAUUUUGCCAAAGGAAAGGAAGUUGCCUAAUAAUUAUGCACACCUGAUAUAGGGUGUUGAUGUCAUUAGACCACACCCCUUCUCAUUACAGAGAUGCACAUCACCUAAUAUGCUUAAUUGGUAGUAGGCUUUCGAGCCUGUACAGCUUGGAGUAAGACAACAUGCAUAAAGAGGAUGAUGUGGUCAAAAUACUCAUUUGCCUAAUAAUUCUGCACUCCCUGUAUGUCUGUUUGUGUAUGUAUGUCUGUUUGUCAGUAUGUAUGUGUGUAUAAAUCUAUGUAUGUAUGUAUGUGUGUAUGAAUAUAGGUCAGUAUGAAUGUAUGUCAUUGUCAGUAUAUCUAUCUAUCAGUAUGUAUGUAUGUGUGUAUGUAUAUAUGUCAGCAUGUAUGUGUGUAUGUCAGUAUGUAGGUACAUAUCUAUCUGUAUGUGUGUGUGUCAGUAUUUAUGUAUGUGUAUGUAUGUCUGUAUGUAAAUUUGUAUGUGUCUGUUUGUCAGUAUGUAUGUAUGUAAGUCAGUGUGUGUGUGUCUGUAUGUCAGUCAGUAUGUAUGUGUGUGUAUCUGUAUCUUCUUAUGCAUGUGUGUGUCUGUAUAUGUGUGUGUCUGUUUCAGUUUGUGUGUCAGUAUGCCUGUAUGUCUGUUUCAGUAUUUGUGUCUGUUAGUAUGUGUGUAUCUUUCUGUGUGUCUGUGUCUUUUUGUGUCUGUGUGUAUUCCUAUGGGCGGGAUUUGGAGGCGGGCACCCGGGGGCCCAGACCUUGAGCUGUGUUAGGGGCCCAAAAAUGUCUGAUUUGGCGGCCCUGAACAUAACCAACACAGCACGCUAAGAGCUAAUUUUUGCUAAUAGUGUUAUUCAAGGGUGACUAAACAUCAAAUUAUAUCCAAGUGAAAACUGAACUGCAAACUUGAGGUGAAUAUAGAUGAUUCUAUAGUCUUAACUUGGCUAUUUUAGCACAAAUUUUGCAAAUGUGUUUUUAAUUUUCAGCUAUUUAGUAUCUAUGCCUUCCCACGCACUCAUGUAAGUUCAAGUACCAGGGUUAACGCAGCUGCGUCAAUCCAGCCUGUUGGUACUCGCGCAAAUUUGAAUGCAUGCGUGUUAAUUUAGUCAGCCUAUUAUUAAUGCCGCCAUGUCUAUUUGAAAUCCACACUCGUGUAAAUGUGGACGCUGCAUCAUUUUCAGUAGUACAUGGCCACGUGAUUCUAGCUUGGAGCAAAUGUAAAUAACAUUUCUGUUUUUAUUGUAAAUAACAUUCGCCAUAAUGUUCGCUCCGUUUUAGAUAUCUUAAUUCUCGGCGUCACGAUUGAUGCUCAACCUGGGCCUAUAUAAACCUGUGUUAUCUCUGGACAAGCGCUCUUGCGUGGUUCCUGGUGUCCCGCUUUUUUUGGGGGGAACUGUCCCCAACAAGCAUAGUGUGAGCGUAUCAGACAUUGAGAUGAAGUGGUCUGGAUGACAUUAAUAGUCCUUUAAAAAUGGUUUAAUGUGGGAUGGAAGGCCAGGGAACUCCAGACACAAUAACCACUUCGAUGAAGCCGUCAUGGUGCCUACAGUGUCCCUUUAAAAAAACAGCUUGGGCACUGCGUCAUCGACGUUAAGUUGUUAUGGUGCCAGGUGGUCCCGGGCUCACCUUUAGGAAUUUAACUGUUCACACACGGUUUAACCCCUAGGUCUGCGCUCCAGGGCCUCCCUGUCCGAUAUCUGAUAUCCGCCAUGAUGGGAGGAGCCGGCAUGGGCAACGCUGACGCGCUAAGCCAGCGAUGGCCAACCGUGACACCAUUAAAUUGUUUCUGGACUACAUUUCCCAUGAUGCUCAGCUAGCUUUAUAGACUGUAAACACUAACUGAGCAUCAUGGGAGAUGUAGUCCAGAAACAAUUUAACGGUGUCGAGGUUAGCCCUCGCUGCUCUCAGCCAAUCCGGGAGAUACGGAAUGGGCGUUGGCCCCGCCCGAGCCUCUCGCCGCAGCAAACCAUCCGGGAAUGGAAUUUCAGGGGCUGACUGCUGCCACCAUAACAACUUCAUCUGGAUGAAGUGGUUAUGGUUCCCACACUGAUCCUUGAUGAAGUGGUUAUGGUGCUCACUGAAGCAGUCACGUGGUUAAUGGCUGGGAGUGCAGGGACCAGGGAGCCUUGAGGGCCUUUUCUCAGUUCGGGGCGGGGUUACAGAGUAUGACACGCCCUUAUUGAGGCCUGGGGGCGGGGUUAGGGAGCCUGGGGGCGGGGUUAGGGAGCCUGGGAGUGAGGUGAGAGUUGGGGGGCGGGGUUAGAGAGCUUCGUAGGCUAUUAGUGGAGUCGUGGGCGGAAUCGAUCGCCACUUCCGGUUGAGGGCGGAGUUAGGGAAGCUGGUAGGUUAUUAUGGGAGUAGUGGGCGGGGUUAUAUGAGUAGUAGGCGGGGUUAUAAGUCGCCUUUCCGGUUGAGGGCGGAGUUAGGGAAGCUGGUAGGUUAUUAUGGGAGUAGUGGGCGGGGUUAUAUGAGUAGUAGGCGGGGUUAUAAGUCGCCUUUCCGGUUGAGGGCGGAGUUAGGGAAGCUGGUAGGUUAUUAUGGGAGUAGUGGGCGGGGUUAUAUGAGUAGUAGGCGGGGUUAUAAGUCGCAUUUCCGGUUGAGGGCGGAGUUAGGGAAGCUGGUAGGUUAUAAUGGGAGUGGCGGGCUGUUGGCGGUAUCUCUGUACAUAGCGCUGGGGUCUCGGUGCAGCGAGGUCGGUAUUAUUUCUCACACUGCUGGGGGCGGGGGGCAGGGUGUAACUGUCCGGCAUGGAAGGGGUUAACCCAGAGGGCUGUGCAGGCCAGUGCUCCCCUGACAGUCUACCUGUGGCUGGUCUCCAUGGAGACUGGCUGGCUGAGCAUCAUGGGUGGAGUCCCUGCUGCCUGGCUGCCUGUUUUCACUCUCUCACUGAUAGAUACACUGUCUCCAUUAGUGUUUGUACACUGGGCCCCCCAUUUAAAAGGGAGGUGGGGGGGGGGAUUAGACAUAAAAUGUAUCUUUAUUGUGGAGGUCAGACAGUAUACUAAGUUGUUCCACAUAUGAUAAAGUUUUAUAAGUUUAAAACUUUUUUGUCCAAUCCAAUGCUUCUCAUAGAAGAGCUUUGGGGGCACAGUGUGCAUGCGCGUCAGUCACUCAGCUUUGCAAAUCGAAUGCCUCUCACUGAGAAGCAUUAAAUCCAAGGAUUUUCUAUGAAGCGCCUUGGAUGCGUUUGGCAUCAUGCUGCACCCAAUUUUUUUUUUAAUUGUGGUGCAGUGGGGACUGACUGUGGUUUGUAUGUGGACUGAUUUUGUGUAUGUAUAUGGGUUUCUUGUAGUAUUAUUUAUUUAUUUUUUUUUUUUUUUGUGCGGUACAGCCUGCCUCUUCUGUUAUGUUUGUGGGUUGUGUGCAUGUGAGUUGCUUGUAGUAUUUGGUGUGCGGUUAUAUGUAUAUUGUGUGUGUGUGUGUGUGUGUGUGUGUGUGUGGAGGGUUUCCGCAUGGGUGGGUUCUCUACUAAAAUAAACUUGUUGCAAACUUAUUUCGUACCCCCCAUCUUGCCUAUUUUUUUUUGACCAGGGAGGGGACAGGAAUCCUCAUUCAUUUCUGGAAGACCAGUGGUGGAACAUGCAGUCUGUACCUGUGGCAUAUCCCUACUUGCUCUCACUCCAUUCCGGGAGGGAGAGUUUCCUGUAGUGUCUGCACUUGCUGGAAGUAAAGAGUCCAGGACUCCUUUGUCUCUGGGCGGGCUAGGGAAACCCGCUGAUUUCUCUAUUUGGGCCAGCAGCCUCUCAAGCCAUGUAUAGACAUUCCGCCUACUAUUGAGUGCCGACACCUGCUGAAGUGAAUGUCAGUUUGUUUUUUGUGCACUGGUAAACGGCAGUGUUUACAUUUGUCCGAAAUCAUUCCUCUAUCCCCUUAAGGACACAACUUUUCAGAAAUAAAAGGGAAUCAUGGCGGAAUAUUUCCAUCGUGUGUCCUUAAGGGGCUAUUGCAGGAGCAGGCAACUUCUGUACUCUAAAUUGUGAACUACAUCUCCCAUUAUGCUCUUUAUUAUUAUUUAUAUAGCGCCAGCAAAUAUGGUACUUUAAUAAUCAGCAAAAAUGUCCUAAUGCUGGCAUAGCAUCAGAGGAGAUGUAGUCACUAGCAUCCGGGAUGCCAAAUGUUGCCGAUCCCUGCACUAGAGGAUUGGUUUUGGAAAAAUUCCUGUAUUUGUGUUGUCAAUUCCAUUCCUGUCACCAUAACCACAACAGUGGGCCAUUGUAGUGAACCUAUACUGACCCUUUAAAACCACAUGUACGAUAGCUACAACCUACACUUGCUCUGUAGUCAGUAGUACUCCUCUGAGGCCCACAAUUUAAAUUAAUAUUUUUGUUUUCUGUAACUUCUUCAAUUGUAGAUAAUUGCAUGCAUUAUAUUUAUUUCCUGCAGACUCUGAAUAAGACACAUUUGUUUUCUUCACUGGCACUUUGAGCAGUUCCUUUGGAUACAAUAACUAUGACUCAGCCAAAAAAGAGGGGCCGUCCAAGCAUGAAUCGAGAUGUAUCCACGCUGCAGGUAAAGGCGUUUGAGUUUUAAACUGAAUAAAUGUGCGCUUUUGCAAUAAUGACACUACUUUCCUAGGGCAGAAUUUUCAUUACCCACCUGGAAAGAAUCAGAGUUAAAAAGAAUGUCUGGGUUACAGCUGUGUACCCCACAUUGUAUGUUUGGGAAAAGACCGAAAAAGUCUACCCAAUAUCUCUAAUAUUUUUCUUUUAAUUCUUUAACUGCAAGUUUGAGGAACUUAAAAAAAAACAAAAAAAAAACCUAACAAGCAUGAUAUUGUCUGUAACAGCACCUACAUUUUUUUUUUUUUUUGUUACAUGGAAAAGCCAUUGAUAGAAAAUUGGAAAAUUAAAGGGCAGCUAACGUCACUUAGACCACAUCAUUGCUGUUCUUGCAGGAAAGGAAAUUGAAAAACUUUUUUUUUUGGGUUAAAAACACCUAUUCGCUGUCAUACUGACAGCCACUAAAGGCGCUUUCUCUGCACUGAUAUCAUGUCACAUGAUAAAAUCCAGGCCCACGCUCAGCUGACAAUCUGUGCCAAUGAGUAUGUUUAGUAGUUUAUCCCCAAGGAGUAGUUCCAGUCAUCAUAUGAUCACAUCAGGAUGAUUGGAAUAGCUCAAGAAAUUGAUAGCAGCCAGACGGAUUUGAUCAAUUUAUACACAGCGCUACUUCACUUUAUAGUAGGUAGGUCAGUUUUUUUCUACUUUUAUGAAAAGCAGCAGAUUGCGGUAGAUCCCCCAGAGAUUGUAGAACUACAACUCCCAUGAUGCUUUGCAUGUCUUUAGAAUGACAACGCAUCAUGGAAGCUGUAGUUUUAAAACCUCUAGGCAUUUACAUUUUGGGCACCCCCUAGUCUGCAUGCACAAUAUGGACAACUGACACUGGCAACAAAGAAACAAAGUAUUCCAAGCUUUUUUUUGUUGAUUGCUGCUGUUGUGAGUAGGCUCGGUGUACCAUAACCACCAUGCUGUUUCCAGUAAAGCAAAGUGCCUGUGGUGCUUUAGAGUAACCCUUGAAACACUGAUCAGUUAUAUAGCGUGUAAAAUUGCAAAAUACUUUUACUCCAAUCCUUGAAUUUGACUUCGCUAAGCUAAUGAAUUGUAGGAAUGAUUUUUUGUGUGGUUUUUCUCUCUAGUGUUUGAGUCUCUGAUAUAGAACACAUAGCUUUUGAUACUAUCCCUGUUGGUUCCCAUGUUAAUUGGGUGUGCUCAGAGCAGCCUGUGGUGAGUCCCCUCUCAGGCUGUUUAUACCACACCCCAGAGAAUCCAAAUGCCGCUGCUUUCAGGAAGCAUCAAAGUUGGUAGCUUUCCUGUCCUAGCUGACGGCAUACAUACCAUCUCCAUAAAUAUUAAUUCUGAAUUUCACUUUUUCAUGUUUAUUGUUGGUGAACCAGAAAUUGCACAUUUUUGGCCAAAAUAGUUCCUGUGAAUAGUUCUCCAACUCUAACUAAUUCUUUGGUUGCUUUGUGUAAUUUUGGAUACAAAUGAUUAUUCUUGUAUUGUAAUGAUUUUCAUUAACAGAACUCUCUUGUCACUGUAACCACUAUAGUUUGCUUGGCUGCUGUAGUGAGGACAAUAUCAAGGCAGGAAGCCUUUGGUCUGUACCUCCAGUGGUUGUAGAGCACAGUAAUCGUCAUCUGAGGUGUGGCAGUCACUAGAGCGCGCCUCUGGGAUUCCCAGCAUGCAUUCUGACUUAGAAUGCAUGAGAGUGAUUACUAUGGUCUGCACCUGUGGGUAUGCUCCUAACCUGUACCAUUAAGGGAUCGCAACCCCCCUGCAGAAAGGUAAUCAGGAGCUCAAACACAUCACACAUACGGCCAGUAAAAUAUAAUGCACACACUCUACACACUGCCAGGAAAUUACUUCAGAACAUUGUAGUGGUUAUGGUUCCUGGAGGUUCUCUUUAAUUAAACUAGAUGUGGUGGUUAUGGUACUUUCAUAAAAUAAGCUCGCCUUAUCACAGCUUCUCACGUUUAAUUGUGGUUCUGCAAAUGAUCUAUUUUUUUCUAUGUAUUUGAAAUAAAACCUUGUAUGUCAAUUAAAUGUAUUAUUCAUAUAGUAAUGUUCCCUAGUGGCAAUGACUGCCAACCAGUAAUUUUGGUAAUGUGUAGACUGUAGGGCCAGAUGUUGUUUGUUAGGUAUGUACUGCAUUCUGCUCAUAAAUAUAUUUGAACAAUGUUCUUGUCAAUAUCAUGGUUAAUGUCCGUGUGCCUUGAACAAUGAAAUUGUGCUUUUAUUAAUGGCUCGAGCCCAGCAAACAAUUAGUAAGGACUAAAUAUAAUGGCCAGCGGGUACAAGAUAAGCCAUUAGCAAUAUUUGCAUUGACUCGUUCAUUUUUGUUUUUUCAUUAGGGUGACGAUAUGGAAGACGAUUCUAUCAUUCAGACACAGACCCCAUCACAGGUGCAGAAAAAUCUGGACAGACAUUCACCAGAUCAACUCAAUCUUAAGGUGAUCUUUAGAUGAGCCCCUUGGUGACCUAUAUAUGGUGGUUGGGUAGAUGAAUUUUGUGUUCUUUCCAGAAUAUGGUAAAAUUAAAAAGGCGUAUGCUGAUUGAAGUUGAAUAAUAUUGUUUUCGUCAUCAUAAUGUUUAAACUUUGCAAUAUAGUGAUAUCACACUGGUGCAAUUCAUUCAUCACAUACCAGCAUUAUUUGUGAAGUUUGUCUGACAGGCAGUUAGGUGAUAAGACACAGAACUAAUUGUUUAUGUAUAUAUGUAUGUGUUGUAUAUUUAAUCCAAGACUCCUAAAGUUGAGGACUUUUGGAUUGUACAUUGUUACUUGAGGGCCUGACACCACGAGGGGCCCUGGCAGCAUGCACAGAGUGCCACCAGGUGCAGGGUCAGACCUCAACUUUGAGAACACAAACAUCCUUUGAUGGAGAGUGACCUAGACUUUAUUUUGUGGUUACUGUGAGUUAACCGUGUCUGGUCAAAUUUCACAGUUUCUUGUUUAAGUAGGACAAACGAUGGCUUUGUUACCCCAGUACAGAGGGGACAGACCUGCUGCUCACUUUAUAAUGCAAAACCAAAGCACAUCUGGUUACCUCCUAUCAUUAUUCAGUUCCUGGAAUUGAGAAGUCAUCUGAGACCAACAGGACUGUUAAUCGGUCUUAAAGAACACCUUUCAUGUAGAGACCGCCAGUUUUCUGUACUAAACACAGCAGCCUUUAGAGCAGGCUUCCCCAAACUCUGGCCCUCCAGAUGUUGCUGAACUAUAUCUCCCAUGAUUCUCAGCCCCCCGUCAAUUUCAUUCAUAGAAUCAUGGGAGCUGUAGUUCAGCAACAUCCGGAGGGCCGGAGUUUGGGGAAGCCUGCUUCAGAGUUUACACAAAGCAUGAACCUAAAAAAAACUAAAUGUUUUCUGUUUUUGUUUUUUUUUGUUUUUUUUUUUUUUCAUUGCCAUCUCUUGAAUUUUAGGAGUCAUGUGUUGGACCUGUUACAGCAAUCCUUCAGUAGUGAUGUUUUCUCUUAAAACAGUAGGCCAGAUGAAGACCACAUGGCUCUUUAUUAAGGACAGUCAGGUUUAUAUGUCCUGUGUUACAUCUUGCGGAGAAGAAAAUCAAAAGGACAUAUGGUUGGCAGAUGAGUGCCAAGAUAUUUUACAUUGCUUACAAUUGCUCCGCAAAACAAGUAGCCGAUGACCAUAUAAUUCAGGAAUGCAGGAAUUAAAAGUGACAGAUCUGUGGUUUUAAUAGAAAAACAAAGAAACCAGCAUGGUGGGUCCACUGCCACUUCAAGCACCAUAACCACUUAGUAUUCCAGCUGACUGACAGUCCAGGGAAAUAAUUUCCCUGUGUGGCACUAUUGGUUUUGUGCAACUUUUUUUGGCACUCAUGUAAAUGAUAUCCCAUCAAAGUGUGUGCAAGAGUCUGCCUAUCCCUGCUAGAGUUCAUCUAUAACGUUCUGUGAGUUGGACUGAGGUUGGUGGGAAUUAGAAUGCCUAUCUGGUGUAUUGUCAUAGUGAGACAACUUAUGUGGAAUAUAACUCCUGCCAGCCUCAUCCAGUGGCUGGCUGAAUCUGAUACGAAUUAUAGUCCACAAUAGCUUUAUACAGCAAGUCGUUAUUUUAAUGCACAAGUAAAUAAUAUUUGAAAAUGGCAUUUAACCAAGACUGACUUGAAGCAUGAAACCAACCAAAAGCACGUUUUUGGGGCAAAUAGAUGCAAAGUCUGAGAGGUUUCCUGCAUUUGUGUAGGUCGUAACCUUUAGGUCCUGCUAUAGGUUCACUUUGGGACUUUCUGCCUGUUCUGUGAACUGUUUAGAAAUACUUGAAAAUGUUAAAGCAUUGACAUUGAUUUAUUUUUUCCAUCCCAUUAUAGGUGGGAGAGGUAGUACAGUACCUGCUGAUAAAAGAUCAGAAGAAGUUGCCUAUCAAGCGGGCGGGUGAGUUAGUAUUCUUCACUGUGACUUGUAUUUAUUAUUGACACCAUUCAUGUGGUGUUAAACCAAACCAUUUAAAAUAGCGCUCUUACUUUCCAUGUUUUUUGUUUGUUUUUUAUAUUGGCAUUUAACUCCCAUUUUAAUGCAAUCUGUCCUUUCUUUACUUCACGUAUAAGUGUCGAAAUAUUGCAAAAUGUAGUGAAGAGUGGAUUUUCAGUAAAUUUCUCUUCUCCCAACCCCAAGUCUCUGCAUUGAAGCAGAUAUGUCUUUUUGCAGUAAUCUAUACUUGAACAGAAAAAAAAUUUUAACGCUGCAUUGUCGCCUUCUGCUGAAGAGUAUUUCAUAAAGAUAUAAUCUUUAUGAAAUACUAAUCUUGUCUGUAUUGGUAUUUCAGUGAAAACAAGAUGGCUGCGUCCGCGAUGACGAUCCCCAGUGGCGGUUUCACCAUUGGGCGUCUUUGUGAAUUUGGCAAAGUCCCCAGUCGGUGACAGUGCCCCUUCAAGAAUGACUAAGACCAUGUUUUUGAACAUUUGCUUUCUAAUAAACUGCAAUAAUUAUAUUUUUAAAAGGCAACUACACACAAAGUGGCUGUCCACUAGAGGGACUUCCGGGUCGUUGGGUGACUUCUAGUCGCCUGAUGCUAGACAUCCAGCAUCACCCGAAAACCCAUAGGAAAGCAUUGUAUAAUGCCUUCCUAUGGGGGGGGGGGAGGGGAAGAAGUCCUAAUGCAAUCCCGAAUCAGUCUCGAGAGACAUUGGCGCUGGAUUCAGGUAAGUGACAGGAGAUUUUAACUUUUUCUUGAGUGGGGGGAACUAUAGUAAGCUAUAGUGCCAGGUAAACAACUUUGGUUUCCUGGCACUAUAAUUUUCCUUUAAUAAAGGUUGGAAGUGUGCCAAUGUUAGUGUAAAAUGUGAUCCUUUUGUCUAAAGAUGGAAGCACUCUUUUAAGGUUGGCAGAGUAGAUGCUGGCUAUGCAAGUUUGACCAUUGAAGACGUGCAGUGGCUGCUUUAUAACACAAAUGGAAUUGUAGAUCCAGCCGUUCUAUAUUAUAUCCAUAAACCAUGUUCAGUGGAAAGACUUGUAAUUGUCAAUACUUUCCUUGUCUAGAUAUUGUAAAAAAUGUAUUGAAGGAAUUCAAAGAUGUAUACCCAGAAAUACUGCUCCGUGCCAAGAAGACUCUGUUGGAGGUGCGUUAACUGUUGGAUAUAUUUAGUAUUGUUUAAAGGGACGCGAUAGUCCCCAAAACAAACAACUAAAUUCUCUGCCAUUUAGGAGUUAAAUCACUUUUAGUGCAGUCAUAGGCACACCUCCAUGCUUGUGACUUACACAGUAUUUCUAAACACUCCCUGUAGAGUCCUCUAACGUUUACACUUCCUUCAUUGCAAAUUAUGUUUAAUGUAGAAUUUCUUAUAUAUUGCAUUAAUAGCUUGCUAGCCCCUGCAGGAGCUUCCUGUAUGUAAUUAAAGUUCAAUUUACAGAGCAGAAGAUAAAAACAUUUCAAGUAAGAUACAGCUGAUCAAAAGUUAAAUCAUUUUGUUUUUAUUAAAAUUAAAUGUAGAAACAAUUCAAGCAUCUUCUUGCAUUUAUCAAUUUCUUAAUAUACAGGUGUUUGGCUUUGAGCUGAUGGAGGUUGACACAAAGAUCCACAUAUACAUUCUUGUCAACAAAUUAGAGCGUGUAACUGGUGAUCACAUGAGAGUGUAAGUAGGUGAUUUCAGAUGAGAAAGAUAUCCGGUGCUUACAGAUUUUGAUCUUGUUUUAAUCGAUGAUGCUGUGGUGACACUUUAUUUUUUUUUUAUUUUUUAUUUUUUAUUUUUUUUUUAGUAUAUAGGGGAGAGGGGCGGUGGUAUGUCCCCACCAGCUUCUUUCACUGCUGUUUUACAUUUGAUAAACAAACAUGUCUUUUCCAGCACCUUAUGUCUUGUGCCUUUCUGCAUCCCCGACUACUGCAAAAAAAUAAAAUAAUUCCCUGUGUUCUGAUCUUGUUCUGCUUCAGGUUUUGGACAGAGUAAGUGCAUAGAGGCCAGUAUUUGGGUGCUAUAGAAGUCCAUAUAGUCAAAUGGCUUGACAAAAAGCUGGGAGGGCUGACUUCACCAAAAGGCAUGAUAUUCUGUACAGCAAGAUGUAGUGGCUAUAGUGCUUAGGCUUUUCCUUUAAGAACUUCCUGGCUUGGGCAGAGUGUAUAUUUACAGCAACAUUUAAGGAUCUUUUAUUUAUUUUUAUCACAUUACUUCUAAUGUGUCAACUCCAGGCUAAUGUCCUUUGAGCAAAAUAAUGUAGAGUAUGUAGAUCCACCAUUGUCGAUCGGUUAAUCUGACAUGCACAAUGUUUAGCUCACGGUGAAGCAGGAAGAAAAAAAUAAAAUCUUUUUUCUCCUAGAGCUAUUGGAUAUGGCAUCGUUAUAUAUUUAGAGAUGGUUCCAUUCUAUGGUCUCUUCAUUUGUAAAGACUAUAAACAAUUUCCAUCAUUAUGAGUAUAGCAUUGUAAAGAACCGCUGCUUCCAAACCUUUCGAGUGAUGUAUUCAUUCCACAACACAAUCACUCUCGGUGGGUUUUAUUCUGGAACUGCUUUGUUAGAGCAUCCGAGAAAUGUCUCCUCUAAUUUAAUGUACUGCUCACCAGGUAAUUCAGAACUUCUUCCUUACAGGGACGACCAUACGGCUAAGCUGGGUUUACUCACUGUUAUUCUCAGUCUCAUCUUUAUGAAGGGGAACACCGCAAAGGAAAGUAAGUAAUCAAAACCCUAGCAAUCUAAUCCAAACAUAGAUACAUUUAUCGUAUGAAUUUAUCUGAAAUGUUUAUUUAUCUUCCUGUUGUGUAAAUAUUGUAUUUACGAAUUUAGAGGAAUAUUGACCAAGCUGUGUCCAAAGCAUGGAGGCCUACAGGUUUAAUCGAAUUGGUGUGAAUUUCCCCCAUAAUGCCUUGUGGUUUAUUUUGCAGCGGCUAUCUGGGAGACACUGAGGCGUUUGCGCGUUGAACCUGGGUGAGCAUAUUUCUUUUCAUAAAUCUCCAUUUUUGUAUGCCUUCACAACCGGAAUAGGUCCAGCAUUUCAUAGUGGUAAGAAGAGCAUAGGUGUUGACUUUGGCAUAGGAGACCACUUAUUGUGGCAGUAGGUUCGUGGAAUUAAGGGACACCAGGAUUUAUUUGGUUUUUCAUGUGAAAUGUGUUUACGUUCUCUUCAGCUAUCUCACCAUUGACUUUUUGUUAACCCCUUAUUUUAAUCAGGAUUAUUUUAUUUCAAGGGAGAAACACCCUGAUUUUGGCGAUGUAAAGAAACUUGUAACUGACGAGUUUGUAAAGCAGAAGUAAGUAUAGGAUGUGCAGCACUGCUCUCCCACAAACCCCCUGCAGCGUCAGGAUCUGCUUGGUGUGUUCAGAGCAGGCUGCGGAGAGAGUGCCCGGGCUGUUUACAUCACACCAUAGAGCACUGUGCAGCUGUGUCAAUGUCAGUCGCUCUAAUGAACGCUUGGAUGACAAACUGCAAACAAUGGUUCUCUUAACCCUUUAAUUGCAAAUCUGUUGCUUAAAUUCUAUUUGUAGCAGCUCAUAUUGACUGGCUUGGAAUUUUCUUUCAAUGCACCUGACAAUGUAGGGUUUGAUUUAAGUGUUAAAGAUCACUUUUAUUUUCUUCGAUCUAGAUACCUGGAGUAUAACAAAAUCCCACAUACAGAUCCUGUUGAGUAUGAAUUGCGCUGGGGGCCGAGGGCUUUUAAAGAAACCUCAAAAAUGAAAAUCCUGGAAUUUGUCUCGAAGGUGAGUAAUAAUUUACUUGCACAACUAAUUGGUAAUAAUAAACAUGAGAAUCCUUGUAGGUUGUUCACGAUUUGGUCUGUAUAAGAACCUGCACUGCCUUCCUCUGUAUCUUUAAUUGAUCCCUGUGUAAGUAAAUACCUUGUGCUAGUGGUAAUAAUGUAUAAACCACACUGCGAUCCAGGACCACCACUUAAUAACUAUCAAUGCAUUAAUAUUCUAUACAAAUGGCCAAGCACUGUUAUUUUUUUUUACAAAAUGCUCUAAUUUCUUGUAAAUUUUAUAUUAAAUAUUUGAAAAAGUAUAUUAUAAUCCAGUUCAGACAAGGCAAAGCCAGAGAAAACAUUGCAAAUGAAGAGAAGAAAUAUAAGCUCUGUAGUAUGCUUGUUUUUUACAAUGGUUAACAGGGAGCUAAGAUGGAGGUGCCCAGUUGCAUGAUAGUGUGGAUAUCUAAAUUUCAUUUUUUAUUUACACCUUACAAAUACAUAUAUACAUUUCUCUAUAAUAUGUAAGAAAACUGGGUUCCUCUCUUUAGCUCCCUUUUGGCAAUGUUUAUCAGCUUUAUGAUUUCUCUAUGCUGACUGCUUCGUGCAAAAGACAGAUUAGAAAAACAUAUUGUCAGGAAAACAUAUUCGUUUCCCGGCACUGCAGGACCCGGCCGUGCCCCUGUUCUCCUACUCUCCUCUCCUGGUGGGGGAGACCUAAUGCACAUCCGCACACGCGCAUUAGACCUCCCCCUAGGAAAGAAUUCUUCAAUGCUUUCAUAUGGGGAUUUCGGCAAGACUGGAGGUCCUCAUAUAGCGUGAGGACAUCCAGCGACGUUUAAAACACUUUUCGUGUUCUAAGAACACGGAAGUCCCUCUAGUGGCUGUCUGAUAGAUGGCCGCAAGAGGAGGACUUAACCCUGCAAGAGUAAUUAUUGCAGAUUUGAUAAACAGCAAUAAUUACACUUGCAGGGUUAAGGGUGGUGGAAGUUGGCACCCAGACCACUCCAAUGGGCAGAAGUGGUCUGGGUGCCUGUAGUGUCCCUUUAAUUUCAUUUGCGAUGUUACCUUUGUUUGGACUGGCUUAUGCUGUAAAUUGCAAAAUAUUUAAUAGAAAAAGCAUCUUAUUGGGGGGGAAAAAAGGUUAUAGGUGACUGUCAAUUGUUUAUUCAAUUAUGUAAUUUCUAGGGAAGAGACACUUUCCCCUUUAAAAACCAUAACUGCAGCUCAGUGCAGUGAUAAUGGGAAUGGAAUGUCUUACACAAACAGGCGGUUGGCAAAGCCUGGGCGCACGAGCUCUGUGUUAAUUAUACCUACCUGAAAAUGACCAGAGUAAAUCUGAGAUGGGUUUGUGAAUGAUUAGUUCUCUUUAAUGACUUCCUCUUGCUCUCGCCAGAAACUUUAUGCAUCAUUUGUAUAUUUUUUUUAAAAUUUAUUUCUAAGUGUGCAACAGCGCAGCCGACUAUAGUAGUGUAAAAAAAAUAAAAUAUUAAAAUAUUCCCUAAAAUACUACAAAGUGCAUAUAUUUUAACUGUUUGUUAGAGUGGGUUAAAAAAUGCAUCUUUAUAACCUAGCCAUUUCAUUUAAACAAAUGACUGGAAAAUAAAUCCCCCUAAUUGUACCUUGCUCUUGUCUCUCCAGAUUCAGCAAAAGGAUCCCAAAUCCUGGUCCACUCAGUACAGAGAAGCACAGGAACCUGCAGUGGCUCCGUCGCAGUCUGCUGGACGCUGAGUUGACUUAUUCUCAUAAACCCGUUGUUGGGUCUCUCUGAAGGCUGGGGUCAGGACCCCCAUAAUGUCUGGGUAGCUGAGUUUUCAAUGUUUUCUAUUGAUCUCUACAGUUUUUAAAGUUAGACACUAGAACAGCUUGUUUCCUGUAUAGUGAAGUAACAUGCAUCAACUGUUACAUGUUUUUGCAGAACCUUUUAAUUUGUACAACACUUAAAAAAAAAUAUAUAUUUUAUUUACCCAAAACGUAUCAGAUAAAUACAUUUUGCCUCUACGAUAUAUGGAGGCUCAUGUUUUAUUCUUGCUUCUGCUAUACAAUAAUUCCUCGUGUCACUCUCCAGGAAGUGACGUUUCUAUGUGCAUGGCCGGAUUGCCUAAUUUGUUUUGUAGAGCCAGCCUACUGUGUGGUGAUGUUUGGGGCCAAGACUGGAUGGAUUGUUAAGAGUCAGUUCUUUGUUAAUUUAAGCAGGAAGAGAAUAAAGUAAUUAUUUUUCUAAAUUCUAGUUUUACUUUUGAUUUUGUCUCUUGUAUUUGACUUAUUGCUUUUGUAU